Molecule: messenger RNA, 48268 nt
Organism: Xyrichtys novacula (pearly razorfish)
Lineage: Eukaryota; Metazoa; Chordata; Actinopteri; Labriformes; Labridae
Source: the annotation of a GenBank genome assembly
UCUCCUCCACACAUCCUCCCCUCCCGCUCUCCUCUCCUCUCCGCACUACACGCUUCGUCUCUUCUCUUCUCCACUUCGCACUAAACUCUAUUCGCAUCGUCCCUCGCCUCUGGAUACAGUGUUUGGUGGAUUUUGUGCAGAGCUGGCUGUGUGCUCCCGUUCCUCGGAGACCACACUGUAAAGGAUGGUCGGUCAGCACAAGUGCUGGGACGCUUUUCUCCUCCCGGUGCCAACCUUCUAAUCGCUCCGGGGCCAAAUAAACCGCGCUGACUGAGAAAUUUGUUCACCUCCCCUUCUUUUUUCUCCCUCUGAUAUGCAAUGACCGCGCGCAGAUGGAGGUGACGCUCUGCAGAAUUGAUGCCAAAUAGUAAACAAGUGCAAUCUGCGCGUAAGGAAUCUGCGGAGAAGUUUGACUGCGCAUCGUCUUCUGUGGUAAGCUCUGGCAGCUGCGGCUCAGCCUGUGCAGCAGCAGCAGCGCUGUUAUAAUAGGCCAGAGUACAGUGGGAGAUGUAGUGUGAUGUGUGGGCAUUGUGUGGCGAACAUUCUACUGUACUGUAUAACCGAGGUGUGCGGAUUCUAGUGCUGGACGAACUGCACAUCCUAGAGGCUGUAGACUCCGGAAAACCGCGGCUGUGAGGAUGUUGGAGGAGAAAACGGGGUGUUCAGUCUUUAUGGGGAACCAAGCGGCUCGACUGUGCAGGGAUGUGGGUGCAUAAGUGAGUCGUGAAUGAGGGGGAUGCGGUGCAGGGUGCGUACAGUCACAGCCGAAAUCCUAUAGGGGUUUACUGAUGGGUCUUGCUGCGGUGCAGGAAGGAUUGCCGGAUUACAAGUCUUGGAAAUUGGUGUAGCUGAGUUACACAGGUAGAGGCAUUUCACACCUUUAGCCCUGACUCCAUAUCCAGCACAGAUCAGCUUGUUUUCUGUCACAGCUCAUCAACUUCUACAAAAGAGGCUCUUGCAGUGGGCUGUGUGUGUGGGAGAGGAUUCAGCAAUAAUGAAAGAAUGGAUACAAGUUAGAGGUUUGGCACAAAUAAACAUCAGCUAACAUCUGCACAUUGUUCAGAUGUUGGGCUGGAGGUUGCUGCAUUGGACACGUAGACCCUUGAUUUGUAUCUGCGUAUUUUGAAUCUGAAGCAUUUGUACACCUGAGAAAAAUUAAUGACACACUUUGCAUCUCAACUCUUCUACCCAAAGCUCCCGAGAUGGGUGGAGUAGGCAGAUGAUAGUGGGAUGUUUGCAGGGCUAGAAAGAGAAACUUUGCACUCCUCUAAUAUCUGCAGGUCAGGGAUGUUGGCAUGUGAUAAAUAAAACAGAAUGAAAUUGUGCUUUAAGGUGUGUACGGGUUCUUGCAUCUGGCAUCAUGAGCCUGAGUUUGCUUCUGAGACGUAGCAUUUGUGCAACAUUACUCUAGCACCUCUACAAUAGAGGCUUGUGCAGGGAGCUGUGUGGGUGUAGAUGUUCUAGAAAAGAAAAGACACGUAUUUACAAGUGUGGGGGUCUGAGAGAGAGAUUUUUUGGAUUAUUUAGACAGCUGCAAACAUGCAGGUCCUAGAUGUUGAGCUGUGGUGUUGAGAAAAGCAGAAUGAACCUGAAUACACAUUUUUUGGUGUGUGGAUGUUGCUGCAUUGGGUACUGUGGCCCUUGAUUUGUUUCUGUGAUGGAGCAAUUGAGAUUUAAAUCCCAAACACAGUCACACUUAAAGUGAAAAUGAGUGAGCUUUCAUUUUCCAAUCAGGACUAGAAAUGUGUUGUUCAAGCCCACAAAUCAAAAUUCAGCAAUUUAAAUAUUUGCAAACAUCUGCAGGCCCAGAUGUUGUCCUCUAAUGUUGAGAAAGGUAGAAUGGGACUGUGCUUAAAUUGAAGUGCGUUGAUGUUGCUGCAGUGGGCAUUGUGGCUCAAAAUCUUGCUUCUGUAAUGUAGCUUUUGUGCUCUACAUUUUCACGCCACCUUCAAAGUUCCCUUUAAAAGGCUCUAUCAGAAAGAUUGUUCAGCUACAAAGCACAUGUUAGCUAGUGUGGGAUCUAAAAGAGAUUGAUUUUAGGUCAUUGAGACAUUUUUAAAUAUGCAAGUGUUUCAAAUGUUAGUAUCAAGAACGACACAAUUUUGCAGACAAGGUUCACACAGUGUGAGGCUUGAGGGGGGAGUGCCCAUGAAAGGAGGAACAUGUCUACAAAGAAACUUUUCACUUUUCACAUGUCUGUGAAUAUCUGCAUGAAUGCUGAUGAUAUUAUUCAGCUCUGUGGGUUGAUAUGCGACAGUGACGUUGCAUUUGUGCUCUUUUUUGGGGAUUUAGUGAUGACUCUAGGAGAUGUUUUAGCAAACAGUAGACACAUAUUUCGAGUUCAAAGAGCCAAGAAGUGAAAACAUUGUAUUUGUUUCCAGAUUAUCUGCAGGUCUUGCAGAAUACUUUAAGUGAUGGCGAAGUUAGAAUGGAACUGUGGGUACAGUAAGGUGUACAAAGGUCUCAGGAAUGGUUAUAGCAACUUUGGAUUUGCCUGUAUGAAUUUUUUUGUGCUCUGAAUAGAAUAAUUCUCAUUUCACAGCUUUAAGGUUUAAAGAUUUUGUAGUGGAGAAGGUUGGCUUAAUGACAGGUUCAGUUUUGGAUGAGUACAAGUUUUCAAGUCUGGAGAUCUACUUUUAAUGCUGUCGACAUCUAAUGAGACCUGUCAAUAUGGCCAAAAGUUUUAUCACAAUAAAACUCUUUCAUAUCAGGUGAUCAGGUGACUCCUGUUUUGAGGCUGACUGUAGAAGUGAAAGUUGAUUAAACCAGACAGUAGUUUACCUCUCAUCUGAGGUGAAAUACUCUUAUAAGAGUCUAAUCUUGAAUCCCUCAUAUUUUACAGUGCUUCUUUAAAAUAAUGUAUUUCCUUUCACUAAAGUAUGCAACUAUGUGCUGAAAAACACUCCUGUGACAGUUUGAUGACAGGUGUGACAUUAUUCCAAAUGUUGGAAUGUUGGCAUUUGUGGUGUUUCCCCUCUUAGCUGGCACAUCUUGCACAGUUUUCAUUGCAUUUUCCUCUGUAGGACAGAAAAUUUAGUUAAUUUUGGUUUAUUUGCAGAUAGUAGAAAAGUAGACAACAAACAGGAUAAGUUUCAAAACACCUCUGAACGUCUGGAGUUUACUCUUUAUGUUUUCACAUGAUUUAAACUGGAGGACACACCCUCUUUCCAGUCUGUCUAAUUGCCUGUAAACAUGUCUACCUCUGACUGACUGUUUCAUGUUACUUUUGUCCUCCAAACUUCAAUAUAGGGUGGUAACUAGCAUUUGAAGCAUAUUUGAGGCCUUUUUUCUUUUGCAUUUAGCAUUGAGACCCUUGAAUUCCUUCAGCGAUGCUAGUUUGCGCGUCUGUACAACUUUAAGUUUAACUCCUCACUUUGCUCCUUCAAAGAUUUAUAAAAGAAUUUCUCACUAGAAGAUGCUCUAACACAGAACAGACAAAGAUGGGAUCUUGAUUUCAUUAGACAUCUGCAAACAUCUGCUGACAGGGGGGUCCAAAAAGGAAUGGACACAUUUACAAGUCUCAAGCUCAAAGGAAGAGGAACUUGUGAUAUCUGCAGGUCUUAGGUGUCUUUUUGAAGAACCCACCCACAGACACAUUAGUUUGCAUGGAAGUUGCUGCAAUAUUUGUCUGUGUGGACCUGGACCUGGACUGUGUGCUUUUGUAUUAAAUGUGUGCCUUAAAGAUGAACUCAUCACGUUAAACCUUUAUGCUCAUACAGAAGAGACUCUUGCAGGGUGGACUUCAGAGGACAAUUCAGCAAAGAAAGAUCACAUGUUUGCAGGUUAAAGAGGACCUUUGCAUUAUUGAAAUACUUUCAAAGAUAUGCAGGUCUACAGAUGUUGUUAAGUAGUGUUGAGAAUGUCAGAAUGCAGCUGUCGGCGUACAGUGAUGUGUAGAGGUUGCUGCAUUGGUCAUUGUGGGUCUGGAUUGGCUGAUUUGAUGCAGGAGUAAAACAUUUUGGAGUCUGAUUAUGAGCUAUUGAAUCUUUUAUAUCCAAAUUCAUGUGAUGGGAGUAAAAUCUGACAAGCUGUGUGUUCAUACUUGCUGAAAACUGAUUGCAUCAGAGUGGAUUCAUAUAUAAAAUACUGGUAUAUGUGUUUUUAUAUGGGAAUCUGUUAGUUUCCAUGGUGGACAAAUAUACACUGCUGGAAUAAGCAAGGCUUUGUAAGAAGGACCACAGUUCUAAAAUUAGAUUCUAUUACUGCAGCCUUCAUUUCAGCAGCCAGUCAACAAGGCUGGUGAGUUAUUGUUGAUUUUUUUUAACACUGAGGAUGUGUCAUUUCAGGAAUGGGCGAUGGAAUGGGUUACAGCUUUGCAAUGAGCCGUCUGUGGGUCUGUGUCCUGCUUGUGAGCAUCACCUGCCGUCUGAGGUGAGGAACUGACUCCUGGAAGUUUGCAGCACAACACAAAGCCACAAUCUGGAUCUCACACCUCCAUAGUAAACAUCAACUGAUUGUCAAGUUUGCUUGUAUAACCAAAAUUUAGCCUUUCAACAACACUUUUAAUUAUUUUCAUGACACCAUUUGAAGAUUUUAUUUUGUCUUUCUUGCUCAUUUUUUCUGAAAGCAGAGAUUAAAAUGCAGUUCUAUUUCCAGCCUCUCCCAGGAGGUAACUGGAACUCCCAAAGAGGCAGAAUUAAACGACAACAUCACCAUCUUCACACGCAUCCUGGAUGGACUGCUGGAUGGAUACGACAACAGACUCCGCCCUGGGCUGGGAGGUACAUUUUCAACCCCUCUACUAUAUUUGAAACAAAACACACAGAUUUCAUAGAUGAGAUCUAUGAAAAGCUCUUUGUUUGCAUCUCUAUUUUUUCUGAUAACACAAACACAGAGAGCCGUGUGCUUUUGGAUAAAGAUGAAAGAAAAACUGUGUGUAUCGACAGCGCAGCGUGACAGAUUACAGCCCUUCAGUCCUCACUGAAAACAAUCCUCCGCUCUGCAACAUCUGUCUUCUGCUCAUUCCAGACAGGACAAAUGUGUCUCUGUUCAGCAGGUCUCUGACAAAGAGACAUGAUCAGCUGUUUACGGCCCCUCUAAGUGUGAUUUAAUGGCACCGUGAACACACCCUGAGGCACACAGUGAGCCAGUGUGACCUUGAGAAAGCCAUUAUUCCUGACAUUAAACAGCCGGGUCCAUUGUUCUCAGCUGAUACAGGCCGCAGCCAGGCAGACUCAAAACUUCUCAUCAGGGAGAGGAAAUGAAAGAAGACAGAGGUGGAAAGAGGUUACUUUUUGAGACUUCUUUAGCACUGCAGUGUCUGAUGAAAUCAUACAGAUUAACAAACAGUAAAGAUUAUGCUUGAUGAACUCUGUGUGGCCUGAAAGAAGUAAAAACACUGCGCUGUAUCGCUUUGAUUUGCAGAUGUUUCACCCUGUUUAAGCUUCGGGCUGUUUAGGACAUGAUGUAAAAUCCUGGGGUCUGCUCUAUAGGGUCUAAAUAAACUUAAUAAAAUUAUUUUUUUUAUUUUUUGCUCAUAUCUUCUUUUUUAUCAUUUAGUGUUCUUAUUACACUUACUCUCUGUUGUGUUCAGCCCCCCACCCCCCACCCCCCCCCACCCCCCACCCCCACCGUAAUUCUUAGAGGUGUUAAAAUAAUCAUUUUCCUGAUGAGCGUCUUUGGGAUGUAAAAAAAGAAAAUUUUCUCUCAGUUUCUGUUUGUAAGAGAACAAAACUAUGUACAAUCGAUCAACCAAUCUUCAUUUACAAAGCAUCAAUUCACGCCAAGUGUUACCUCAAGAUGCUUAAUAAAACAGCUGGUCCAGGCUAUACUCUAUUUACAAAGACCCAGGGCUCUAUUUUCGUGUACGCCGGUGAGGUGGCGGAGGGUGGCGGACCCCGCGCAGUUGUAUUUUCGUCUGGCGGAGCCCGGCGUACAGCCAGUUUAGUAUUUUUAUGGACUGAGGCGCACAGAGGCGAACCGAGAUCCGCCGAGCUGGGCAUGGUGGCGUGGCAGGGGGAGGUGUCGACAGAAUCAGCAGGCGCAGUGACAUUUUUUAACUUGCAAGUGGCAUAUUAAGUGCACUGAAAGCUCGCCGAUUCAAACCUGGUCAGCUUUCAGCGCAGGCGGAACGCAGCUGGUCUGGUGGUAUUUUGGUAGACCGGCGGCGUAUCGACAUACGUCACUGAUGCCUCACCAGCGGGUUUCCACAGUGUCAGGCACAUUUCAGUGCAAUAAAUAAUCAUCAUCAACUAUUAAUCUGAGUCAGCACAUACAUUUAGAUCUAUGGAUAUAUUCUGAUCUAUAUCUGAUCUGAUGAGCGCGUUUAGCACGGGUUUGGACACACAACCUGACCGAAUCCACACAGCUGAAACCGCAUUAAAUUAAAUUAAAUAUCUAGUAAAUAAACACACAUGAUGAAGUUAACUACAUAUGUAAUUCGUCUCCCUCCUUUUCCUUCUUCCUCUUAUUUCUCGUGCAGCUCGACCUGGACAUGUCUCCGUGUCCUCUCUCCGUCCUGCAGCGGCUGAACAGAUGAUUUGUUUCAGUGCUCAGAUGAGUUAUCUACUUUAAGCCGACAUACGGAUAUUAUAAUAUUCAGUUUUGUGAGCCAAAUUUAUUUGAUAUGCCAACAUCUAUGAAAGAAAGAGCCAGGCCACGGAGCGCGAUGCGUCAUUUACGCACAGAUGGUUCUGAUUUUAAUGCCAUUAUUGGAGUUUAUGUUGUGAUCUGUGCGCUCAACCCACCUUUGUCACGUGAGGUUUGAAUAUAUGCAACUUGAUGUGAGUGUCUUUAUUUGUGGAAAAGGGUGUUUGUCUUACCGGUGGGUCCAACAUUACACACACCACGACCAUGCUACGACUUACGCCGCUGGGAGGAGCUGAGUUAGGGAGGGGGGAUACUUACGCCGGGCUGCAAUGCUCACUACAAUACCAAAUUGUGCUUGGGAACACCUUGUUGGCGCGGCGGACCUGACUUACGCCGCACCUGCGGCAUGUCUCCAGCAAGGCACGAAAAUAGAGCCCCCAAUAUUAAGAUGAGAUACAAAUGAACCCAAUCUUGUAAGAUCAGACCCACUCCCAUCCCAUCUUUAACCACAUGAGUGAAACACUUGACAGCAGGGUCUUGCUAUAUUUUAGGUUCCGUUUAUAUAUACACUCACCGGCCACUUUAUUAGGUACACCAUGCUAGUAACGGGUUGGACCCCCUUUUGCCUUCAGAACUGCCUCAAUUCUUCGUGGCAUAGAUUCAACAAGGUGCUGGAAGCAUUCCUCAGAGAGCUUGGUCCAUAUUGACAUGAUGGCAUCACACAGUUGCCGCAGAUUUGUCGGCUGCACAUCCAUGAUGCGAAUCUCCCGUUCCACCACAUCCCAAAGAUGCUCUAUUGGAUUGAGAUCUGGUGACUGUGGAGGCCAUUUGAGUACAGUGAACUCAUUGUCAUGUUCAAGAAACCAGUCUGAGAUGAUUCCAGCUUUAUGACAUGGCGCAUUAUCCUGCUGAAAGUAGCCAUCAGAAGUUGGGUUCAUUGUGGUCAUAAAGGGAUGGACAUGGUCAGCAACAAUACUCAGGUAGGCUGUGGCGUUGCAACGAUGCUCAAUUGGUACCAAGGGGCCCAAAGAGUGCCAAGAAAAUAUUCCCCACACCAUGACACCACCACCACCAGCCUGAACCGUUGAUACAAGGCAGGAUGGAUCCAUGCUUUCAUGUUGUUGACGCCAAAUUCUGACCCUACCAUCCGAAUGUCGCAGCAGAAAUCGAGACUCAUCAGACCAGGCAACGUUUUUCCAAUCUUCUAUUGUCCAAUUUCGAUGAGCUUGUGCAAAUUGUAGCCUCAGUUUCCUGUUCUUAGCUGAAAGGAGUGGCACCCGGUGUGGUGUUCUGCUGCUGUAGCCCAUCUGCCUCAAAGUUCGACGUACUGUGCGUUCAGAGAUGCUCUUCUGCCUACCUUGGUUGUAACGGGUGGUUAUUUGAGUCACUGUUGCCUUUCUAUCAGCUCGAACCAGUCUGGCCAUUCUCCUCUGACCUCUGGCAUCAACAAGGCAUUUCCGCCCACAGAACUGCCGCUCACUGGAUAUUUUUUCUUUUUCGGACCAUUCUCUGUAAACCCUAGAGAUGGUUGUGCGUGAAAAUCCCAGUAGAUCAGCAGUUUCUGAAAUACUCAGACCAGCCCUUCUGGCACCAACAACCAUGCCACGUUCAAAGUCACUCAAAUCACCUUUCUUCCCCAUACUGAUGCUCGGUUUGAACUGCAGGAGAUUGUCUUGACCAUGUCUACAUGCCUAAAUGCACUAAGUUGCCGCCAUGUGAUUGGCUGAUUAGAAAUUAAGUGUUAACGAGCAGUUGGACAGGUGUACCUAAUAAAGUGGCCGGUGAGUGUAUAUAUAUAUGUGAGUGUGUAUAUACAUUAAAUUUUUUCUUAAUUACAACAUUGGUUUAAGUUCUUAAUACUACGAGCUUUAUUUUUAUAACUGCAUUUUUGCACUUUCUUUGUCUGUGAUGCUGCUGUGGCAAAAAAAAAAAAUUCCCCCAUAAUAAAGGAAUAUUCUAUUCUAUUCUAUUCUAUAUAUGGAUCGACUGUACUGUCAAGGCUCACAAUAUAUUUUCUCUAUUAUUUCAGAAAAGGUGACAGAAAUUAAAACCAACAUCUUUGUCACAAGCUUUGGUCCAGUUUCUGACACUGAAAUGGUAAGAGGACACUUCCCAUACAGUCACAUUUAACUCGCACUGCAUUGACAGCCUGUUUUACUGAAUACAUUCAAUCAAUUUCUUAUUUUUUGCUUGUAAUGUCUUGAUAAACUAUCUGAAUCCAAACUUUCAGGUCAAUGUUAAUCAUAUAAAGUGUAAUGAGAUUCUUCUGACAUAACCUGAAUAGACUUGGUAAGAUCUGGCUUUUUUGGGGGUGAAUAAGCAUGCUCUUCAGUGUGUGUAGAUUUCCUCCAUUUAUAAAAAACAAAUCUAAGAUUAGAAAAUGUGUGAAUGCCAGAAUCUUCUUUAAACUGCAUGAAUAGCUUUGAGAAGGUAAUUUCCUCCUCAUAUCAGCUGUUGAGUAAAACCUAAACACUGUCCUUGAUUGCAGGAGUAACUCCAGGCGAGUACUAAACUCUGAUGGAUAGAGAUCAUGUUCAGAAUGAUUUACCGUGUAUUUUGAUUUAAUUUCUAUAUCAUUUCCUCUAUAGGAGUAUACCAUUGAUGUAUUCUUCCGCCAAAGCUGGAAAGACGAACGGCUUUGCUUCAAAGGCCCAAUGGAGACACUCGCCCUAAAUAACCUGCUGGCCAGCAACAUCUGGACUCCGGACACCUUCUUCCUCAACGGGAAGAAAUCCAUCGCACACAAUAUGACCACACCGAACAAGCUGCUGCGGCUGCAGGAUGAUGGGACUCUGCUGUACACCAUGCGGUACGCUCACCUUAAGCCUUCUUUAAACUGACAGCACACACACACACACACACACACACACACACGCACACACACACACACACACACACACACACACACACACACACACACACACACACACACACACACACACACACAGGCACAUUAACCCUGUUUUUGGCUGAAGGAACAUUCACCUUAGCUCUGCUUUAAACUGAAGGUACAAAAGGAUCAACACUCGUCCUGCAGUAAGUCUUACAGCCAUAAAUCAGUGAGUCACCAGAGCCAAUGAGGUUUCUUUAAAUUGUUGUGUAAUCCAAUUAGAGAUGACUAAAAGCUCCAUCAGCCUGCAGUGAGUCUUUGGUGAUGGUUUUUAAGACCCCUGCUGCUCUCCCACAGCCCACACACUCUUGCUACUCGUCUCCAUGGUGCAUCGAUGCGUCAUCAUGUUGUCCUCUUUCUGUAAACUGGAGGUCAGGGGAACUAAAAUGUUUGCUUUGACCUGACGCGCUUACUCUCCUCCUCCUACCCUGCUCCUCCACCCAUAAAUACAUCACCUCAGAGCAGGAAAACAUGCUUCAACAACUCAGCCAAAGUUCUACUGUUGCAUAUUUUGGAAAUUAUUUUAUGAAUAUGUAACAGUACAAACCACUGAAUCAAGUUUAAAAUACUGCAUUUUUAGAGCUCAGCAAGUAUGGGAGUGAUUAGACGUAUUAGCAAAAUAUCAGGUGCCUGUAUAAAGAAUGCAAGAAGAGUGUCUGAUCAUGGACGAAGGGCUUGAAUUUGAUGGGUCUGAUUCUUGUUUGUUAUAAAACUGGCAAUAACAUCCUUAAAAAUAAUAUUGAUUUUGUGCUAAAAUAAGCAUAAUGUAAUGUUUGGUAACUAAUUGGUUCACAGUGGGUUGUCAGUUUUUCAGUGACAUGUGCAAAUGCUGAUAACAAGAGAACAGGACGGCUCAUGCACAGUACAUUAAACCAUUGUGAUAUUAGAUGGAGUUUUAAUUAUUUCUUGAAAAAAGACAAUAUUGGGUUAUCCUAUAGAUUGUAGAAAAUAACUGGUAUAUAUGUCAGAGGCAAUAAAAUAAAACUAUAUCCGUCAUAACAGAAUGUAUAUUAACCACUACCUACUAACUAUUUAAGAUUUUGAAUGCUGAUAUACACGAUGGAAAUUUAGAAAUGACAUUGGCAACAUAAGCCUUGUGAGGGCCAAUACCACUGUGAUGCUGAUUAUGUCAAAUUGCCAUUAACUGACUCGAAUAAUCUGUUGAUCGAUUAAUCAUCAGUCUCUAAUAGUGGGAAACAGAACUUUUUUUUUCUGCUGGAUUCCACCUACUGCAGUAAAGACCAGGAAGACACAGAUGGCACAAAGCCAACAACCAGCUUGCUCUAGGAGUCCUCAGAAAACUAGUCCAACGCUAUUUUUCAUCAUUGAUCAUUGAUCUAAGUUAAAGAUGAAAAUGAAGGAGCUUAUUGCCCAUAAUUGAUGUUUUACCAUUUGUUUGUGUAACUACUAUAGGCCAGUAGUAGCCUAUACUUUAUUUCAAAAUAAGAGGUUUUUAUUAAACAGAAAAUAAAACAAUCUAAAUGCAAUCAAAAUUAAAAAAUAAAAUAAUUAUAAACAAGUGUUCACUGUGAAAAUCCGUUGUCCAAAGAUGUAUCUGUCACAGAGAUGGUGAUUUAAAUUACUCAUGGCUUUAAACUUCAUUAGAAAUGUAUAUAAAGAUGUGUAAUCAGAUCAGCUGCAUUUGUUUGUAAGGUUUGUGAAGCGACAUCUCGCUCCACCUUUGUCUUGUCAUGCCCUAAAUUUGACAAAAUGUUACUGUUUUUACCUAAAUUACUGUGGACAGGGAUCCUGGUAAUUGAAGACUCUCUGCCUGUUACUAUGACAACAGAAGUUGCUGGUAAACAGAGCCGCUCUUUCAGCAGUAACACUGGUGGUCUUACCUUCAUCAUCAUUAGUCUUAAUCCAACAGCAGAAUCAGUAAUGUUAUUUGUGUAUCAGCAGUUCAGCAAAUUAAUUAGUUUCAGAAAAAAGAUGAAAAUGAGAGAUAAACAGUUAUUUAAAACAGAUUUAAUAGGGAAAUGUAAGUACUGUAAACAUGGCCAUCAAAGUACAGUAGCAGUAAAUUCUGCCUGCACAAGAAACUUAAGUUAAAACAAUUUUAAAUAAACUACAGCCUUAAAGUGCCUUCUGCCAGAAACACAAUGUAAAACGACAUUUUUUUAACAAUCGAUUACUACUACUACUACUACUACUACUACUACUACUACUACUAAUAAUAAUAAUAAUAUAAGGUUAAAGCUAUUAUUAUUAUUAUUAUUAUUAUUAUUAUUAUUAUUAUUAUUAUUAUUAUUAUUAUUAUUAUUAUCCUCUUUAGUCCUCUUUAAAACAAAAACAUCAUAAUCAACAUGAUAAUAACUUCAAGAUCACUGUGUAGUAUGUAAAGUGUUGUGUCUGAUUGCAGAACAUUACCGUCAUUACAUUUCUGACAAAGCAGCAUCUCAUUUGGAUCCACUUUCCUACCACUGUCCUCAUCUUUUCAGGACAUUAAACCUUCCAGACCUUCCUGCUGGAAUUGCAACAAAUCUGCAGCACGUUUACUCUGCACACUACAAGCCAUUAGAAAAAAGGUUCGGGCCGGUCAAUGUGCUUGUGUUCUGGGAACAAGGUUAUUAGAGAAACAUUUUAUGCAUGCAUCACUCUCCUUCAUUGUUUUUCACAGAAGGAGAAGUGAGCAGCGCCCCGGCUAGUGUAGCGUGAAAAUACAGCACGUCUCUGAGGGAAAGCGGAGUGUGUCCUCACAGCUCUCAAAUUUCCUCUCAGUCUAAAACAUAAAAUGUACCUGUGCAGGAACAAAAAACAAUGACGGCAGCAGUUUGUCUCUUUUGUUUCAGCUGUUCAUCUCUCUGCUACUCUCCUUUGUCCUUACUGCUCAUAAUGAUUUAUUAAGGAGGCAGCAGCCCAUAAAUUAGACUUCACUGAUUAAAGACCCUCAGAGCUGCACUUUACAGUAAAACCCGGCAGUGAGUAGCAGUCCGAAAACAGAUCCAAAGCUGGACUAACCAAGAUAAACUUCACAUCAUAUUGUAUGUAUCUGUAUUUGAAUAAUUGAUCCGGAGCAAAAACACUCAUGUAUGUGUUCAAACCACAACAACAACAGAGACAGCAGAGGCAGAUUUGUCUCCAGGAACUAAUAAUGGUUCGCAUGAUAAUGCGUUAUCAUGCAUAUUCCUGAACAAACAUUAAAAAAAAACAAACAGGCCAUAUACUCUAUAUUUAAUAUGCAGUGCUUCUAUGUUGUAUUUUUUUAUUGUAAGUAUUUUCUUUAAACUCCUGUUAGCUGUUUUAAGGUCCUUUCACACCAGGACCGUUUUUGUUGUGCGAUUAUUUCGGACUUGAUUUUUUUUUUUCGAACCCAUAUCCUGUCAAUACAAGCGUUCACAUCAGCGACAUUUUCCCAUCCUGCGAUAUUGCAGCAUUUAUUUUUUUGGAUCAUGGUCGAUUUUUCUAAAGUUUCGCAUUCUGUGUGACUUCUGACCAAUCAGAUGGCAUGUUGUUGUGACGUCUGAUUCACUGGUAUACUCAACAUAUCCAACAUAUCCAGCCGGCUGAUCGUUUUUGUGUGCUUUUUGACAAAAGGCACAAACAUUAUAAAGAUAACGACCUGAAGGACAACUUGUGGAGAGUCAUAGUGUCGGAUAUCUCAUAUGACGAUGGUUUGUGUGCUUUAACAGUUUGCUAAACGUAUUUGUUUUAACUUUCAUCUGUGCUAACGUAAGCUAACGGUUGUUACCAUAGUUUCAUGAGCUUAUCUGGUACUGGCCCCGACUCAGUAUUUGCUAUCAUGACAGAAAGCCAUCUCAACACUAGCAUUUAAUCAGAAACGAAAACAAUCAGUGACCAUGGUACAGUUUCAGCUCCUGAACCACGCAGUGAAACUCACCAAGUUCUCUUCUUUUUUGUAAUAUUGGAUGCAACCAUGUGCUACGUUUCUUUUUCUUUUGAGAAAGCAAAAGAAGUACCAAUUUGCCAUCACUUGAAGUUGAAGUAGACUCCAUUUUUGUCCUCUUGUUUCCACUGGGGACACUGUAGGUUGUUAAGGGAAGGUCCUGCCCUCCUUAGCCUCUGAUUGGCUAGAAGUGCUGACUGUUUGGCUUGAGCGUGUGAUGACGUUUCCAGCUUCCCCGUUUUCCUAGAAAAGUCUUCCCCGGGACGUGUCUUUUCCCCUCGGGAAAGUCGCAAAAUCGCAUCAGGCUUGAUGUGUAUAGUCAGGUGUGACAAAAUUCACCUCCAAAAGUUUCGUGAUUUCACGUUCUAUAUUUGUGUCGGCCCCAGUGUGUAAGGACCUUUAAUCUGGUUAUGAAAAGACUGAAAUUAUUAAUUAUGUUUCUUCACAACCCUAUAAAAGCAAAGAAGAUUUUUUUGUCAGGAGAUAGAUUGUUUCUAUAAAAUUAUUUAAAAGGAUUGCAAAUGCUGCCAGGGGCAGGUGUCAGACAAGGUGAUCAAUGGUACAUUAAAGAAUAUUUGAUGCCAACUAUCUAUUGAGAGUGACAUGUUAGAUGUUUUAAAUAAAUUACUUCCACAAGACCAGGACAAGAACAGCAAAGAGAUGAGAUGUACCCCUUUAGUGCCACUGGAAGCGCCAAAGUCAACAAUCUAGAGUUCUUCCAAAGGAGCUUUAACUGAAACUGUACAGCUGUGUGCAUGAUUCCAAUAUGUUAUGUCAGGACAAUUUUUAUUGUUCAUCUCCAACUGUAAUGGCCUCUUUGUUUAUCCCUUUGAAAAAGUAAAACACUGCCUUAGCUUGAAACACAAACUUGAUAAAUUCAACCAAAUUCAGUGAAAUAAAGUGGGCAAAAGAAAGAACCUGGAAAAAACUAAACCACCACAUUUGAAGGGGCAGCAGCUGUAGCUCAGUCUGCAGGAACUUGAGUUGGGAACUGCAGCAAUGCAAGUUCAAGUCUUGGUAGGGACCGUGUUUGAAAAUUGGGCUGGGAGCAUAAGAGUUUAUUUCAGGGGUACUGUCAAUGUUUGCUUGGGCAAGGCACUAAAUCCCCAACAGUUUUAGGAGGCCAUGGCUACAUUCACAGGACCAAAUCAGCAAAGACCUCUUUGUCCUAAGGGCACAUCAAACUCAACAACACCUGAAAGUCCCUCUCAGGAGCUUUAAAAUAAGGUUCAGUAACAUCUCUGUUUGACAUUUUGAAUGCAACACAAACACACUCACAGCAGUCCCAACUCCUUUGUUCAGCUCCGCAUAAUAGUUCGCCAGAGAGUGAUACAGGACACAGCAUAGUCUUUCUGAACAGGCCGCUAAGCGAAGGCUGAUUAUAAUUCAGAAUAACAAUGAGCUCUGUAAUACAUCACCUGCAGUAAAAUCACACACUCAUCAGUAUUUUUCUUCUCUGCCUCACUGUUCACAUCUGCAGGCCGAUGUGAGUUGAUGUGGGGAAUAUUUUCACUAGAACUGAUGACACAGCAGAUGACCUUUAAUAUACAGCAAUCCCUCCUCACAGUUCAAUUUAAAACCUAGUUUUAUUAAUGCAUUGUAUUAGCAUAACAUGGUAUAAGGCCUUAUGAGGGACUCUGCUUAUGCAAAAUACCCCAUUUGCUGGUGACAUUUUUGGAUUUGGGCAGCAGGGAGCCACAUGUGGAGGAGCAGUAUUGACACCCUACCUCCUUUGUUCACCCAAAUACACUUUUACCUUUUGCCAAAAUAUCAGCGACCCCAGAUUCUAGUACUCUAGUUUCAAAGCAGAAAUUCACAGUUAACAGUUCAGCUGACUCUCAUGUCAUUGUUUGUUUUGUUUCCCCUCACUGUUCCUCCUCUAAUCUCCUAAUCUGGGUCUGAGUGCACCUGCCAGGUCUAACCUUAUGCCUAAUUUAGAGUUGAUAGUUACAACCAUCUUAAGAGGAACUCCUCUUCAUAUGACCAGUUGACCUUAUUGGAUUACAGUUGUAAUAUUUUAGAUGAUUUUUUUCCCAAGAAACUAAUAGUAACUAUCUGUGAAACAUACAGAGUGGUAGUAUUGGAGUAGUUCAGAGCAGGCUGUUCAUGCAGUAAGGAGCAGAGAGUGAAAAAGACAGAUGAGCUUUUAAUCUGACCCUCACCUCUCUGAUUUCUCUGAUUUUUACCUAUUUUGAGAGUUAUUCCUUUAGAGUGGCCUUCACUUACCCUGUGCUCAAAACGUUUUUUUGGUCCAUCACCACAAAUGUGAACAAUGUUAAGGGGCGUGGAUGAACCAUACAAUGACAAAGUAACAAUGGCAGAAUACCGGUGAGUUUAUCUCUUUUUAAAUCUCUCUAGAAUGUAGAGAUCUUCAAUGUUAUUUUGGACUCCAUACAUCUCAAAUAGACAAAAUGUUGAUCCAAUGUCUUAUCAUACAGAGUUCCUCUAAAUUUAAGUCCUUUACCAGAUUGAAAUGUGGCUCUGUCCCCACCCUGCAGGUAUUGCUUUAUAAGGUUGAUUUGGUAACAGACCUUCAUUUAACAGAUUAUAUUCACAGUUAACAACAUAUAUGUCCAUAAAAGGAGCAGGAUAAGAGAUUUAUGUUUAAAAAGUACUUACUCGUUAACAAGAAAAGGUCAGCAGAGUGAAAAGAUUUAUAGUUUUGCCCACAGGGGGGCGCCAAAAUGUAACUUUGCUGUUCCAUGCAAAGUUAGACCAGAGUGAACACUUGAAAGGAAACUAAAGUGGCCCAAACUCUACUGUUCAAUAAAAUGACUGUAUGUUAAGUCUCAAGCGAAAGGUAACUCUGAACUAAAGCUAAAUAGAUGCAGGUAUGGACAAAGUAUUCUACCAUCUGAACAGUUGUCAAAGUGUAAAAGGUGUAAAAUUAUCAUCUUGUAUUCAGUUGUGGGGUCCAACAUAAAAGAGCACAUGCUCUAAAAGUCUCCCUGUCAGUGUCACUGAAUCUUAAUCUUUCUAGUUGGAUCUGUGUGGAUGGCAGCUGGUCUGACUCUUAUAAAUCCGUCCACUAGAGAGCAGCAUUAGAUAAGACUGUCUGGCUGAUAGUACCUUCCAAAUAAACUCUCUUGUCUGGUGUUUUGAAUUUAAUAAAGCCUUUUGUUUUUAGGCUUUAUUUCCUUUCCACAGACAGGUGGCACCCUAACUCCACAAAAUAAUCCUCUGCUGUUUUCCAAAAUGAUUCUUCAGCUCAGAUUUUGCACACACAGUUGCAUCAUUCUGACUGGAUGAGCUCUAUCAUGGGUCCCUCUGGUGGUUCAGUGUCCUAUUGCUCUGUGCUGUGAGGAAAAUGACAUUUCUGACUGCUGGUACCAAUCUGAGCCACUCUAAUGAAGAUGGAGCAGGGUCCUUAUUGGUUAAUGGCUGCAUAGAAAAUUAAACACAAGACAAAUGAAGCAAAUCAUUUACAAUGAGGGGACAUGUUAAUUCCUGUAAAUGGUGACCAUUAUGAUGAUCAUUAAGAUCGUGAUGAUCAUGAUGAUGUCUAAUAUUGCUUUGCUGAUUUACCUGUGCAUCACCAUGAGGCGUCUUUAUUUUCUCUUAAUGAAACAGGUUUUAUUUGAUAUCUCACAUUUUGCAUACUUUUAGGUGUACUUUAUGUUUCUGUCACAUUUCUACAUGUUUUAGUUGCGCAAUACAUCCUAUUUUGUCAUUUACGUUUAUUAACCAUUUUAUGCAGAUGCCAUUUUUAGCUGUUAAAGUGACAGCACCAUGUCUCAACUACAAGGUGGUAAAUCCACAACCAGAUAGAUAGAAAUGAGCUGUUAGGACUUCUUUCAUUUAGAUCUUGAUUGGAGUAUACAUGUACAUUUUUUUUCUGUGACUGAAAAUACAUCUGACCUCCUCAGCAGAUGUCGUGCACUAAAGAAUACAUUUUGCCAUUGCAUCCAUAGUAAGAUUCAACCUCAGUUUUUGAUGUUGAAUUUAAAAUUGUGAUAUAUCUAUCAAGUGAAUAGUUUUAUUAAACAGCAAUAUUUAAUAGUCUCAGACUGAAAAGACAGAUUCACAACUCCCUCCAAAUUAAAUGUGUUGGUAAAAAAAGUUACUGAAUUCAAACAAAAACAUCACCUAAUGAUUUGAUAAUCUUUGCAUGAGAGGGUAAAAUCACAAGUUAGGUCUCCAACAGCCUGGCUUGGCCAUCCAGUUGUGUGAAUCACUUGCCGUUCCUUCCCACAACAGUCUGGACUCCGGCCAAUUGGGAGCCCUAAAAGUGGGAAGUUGUUGUGGGAAGGAACGGCUAGUGAUUCACGCAACUGGAUGGCUCAGCCAGGCUAGGUCUCCAAUACAUUAACAACAAAUGUAUUUGCAAAUGACACAGAUUUACUUUGCUGUGGGGAAGACUUGUGGGCAUUAAGUUACAGAAAUUGAAGGGUUGGUCUCAUUGAAAUAAAUUAACUCUCAACUCUAGCAUAACUUUAUUUAAAAUAUUUGAAAAGCGGGUCAACCAACUUAAGCAGAAAACUUGUGAUAGAUGAGGUAGAAAUUAAAAGAGUUUUCAAAAUCAAAUUCCUACAAAUUAUAAUUAAUGGUAAACUUUGUUAGAAAGAGCCCAUAAAUGAUGUCAAAGCAAAAAAUAUAUAUAAAUCAGUUGCCAUUUUACAUCAUAUUCCCAUACAUGAGUUACUGUGUGGAAGUUUGAGGAAACACAUACAAAACAGAUACAGACUUGAUCGUCAUCCUUUAACAAAGAGCCGAAAGACUUAUCAGAGUAUUGACAAACCAACUCCUUAUUUAACUGAAAACACUAGAGUUUAGGGACCAAGUCAGCUUCAAACCAAUCAAUUUUACAUUCAGAGUUUAAAGCUGACAACUAGCCACAGUGUUUGAAGUUUUUUUUUACAGAAGGGGAAAAUGAACACAACCUCUGAGGACUAAACAUCCCUUUGUCUUUUCAAUUGCGGUGAUGGUGUGUUUUGCUGAAAGCUUUGUGUUAACUCUCAUGUUGUUAGCAUGUAUCAAUGGGCUGAUUCUGUUAAGUUUAUAUUUACUUAUGUUGCCAUGGUUACAUUUGUUGUGCUUCCUUCUCUUGUUUGCUUGUCUCUUGAUUGGCUAUCGCUGUGUUUAAAUGUUUUCUAAAUUCACUCAAAACACACUUCAAACCACAUGAUGAUCCAGAGGAUAAUCUCCAGGACAAUGUGAUCAUCAGGCCUUUGCUGACUUUUGUCCAAAGGCAAAAAAAAUAAUUUUCAAGAUAAUUCUUUAAUGUGCAAACCUUUGGAUCAGUGGCCCUGAUCAAAUAUAACCAUUUGAAAGGAACAGGAGCAAAUCUUUUAAGACAACAUAUCAUACAGAUGUAAAAAUAAAAUAACAAAGGGGUUAAACUUUGUAGAUAUUCACUAAUUUUAUUUUGUUGUUGCAUUGUUAUUGUUGUUGCAGCCUAUGUUAUUUGUUGUUAUUUUGAGUGUUCAGUAAAAAUAUCUGAUCUAGGACCUUACCUGUGUCGGAGUGCUAACACUAAUUGCCUGCAAAUGUUUUAUUCUGCUGUUUUUUUAUUUUUAUUUAUGUAUUUGUUUUUUUUGAAGAUGUCAUAAUAUAAUAAAUAAUAUUGCUUAGUCCCUGUUUUUACCAUCUAUUUUCAGGUAUAGGAGCGUGUAUUUGCCUUGCUGGGAAGUACUCAGAGCUGCAUUUCUUGCACUAAAAGUGCAGCACAGCCAAAGUUAAUUUCUAUUAUUUUGACUUUUAUGCAUGACCUCUCUUUUUCAGACUGACUAUAUCAGCAGAAUGCCCCAUGCAGCUGGAGGAUUUCCCGAUGGACGCCCAUGCUUGUCCCCUCAAAUUUGGAAGCUGUGAGUAAACAAGGCCUUAAGCAAAUUCACACAGUAAGCUGCAUUCAUAAUGCAGAUAAAGGUACCGAGUCAAUGCCUCUGCAGCAUAUGUACUGUGACACAUGAGCUCUGAAUGUAUGAUGUCAUUAGUGUGAAAAGUGGCGUGUAGUUUUGACAUGGCAUCAGUUUUAGUGUCUUGAUCCAGAGGGGGGGGCUGCAAGAUCGAUGUACCUGGGUUUGUCUGACAGCCUGUAUCCCUCAGGUGCUAAAGCUAUUGUUGUGGCGGUGCAGGAGAUAGCCAUGUAGACAGUGACACACUGCUCCUGAUUAAGCCAUUAAUCAACAUGUCAGGGCCUCUCUCCUGCAUCCUUCACUGCUCCAGCUUCUGUUAAUGGGAAAUAUUUGAAACACACAAAGUGGAAGCAGUCUGACACACACACAAAAACCUGUCUUCACUGCCAUGGUAAGCUUAAAAACUACAUCCUACAGCUUGCACAUGCACGGCUAAACCUGCUCGUAUCUUGUCCCCAGCCCUUCACAUGACUCAUAAGCUAGUUAGGCUGCGUCACACAGCCGCAGUUCUGCAGGGAGAUCUGGGGAGCUCCUGUCGUGUCAGCUUGAGAUUAGGAUUUUAGGUCUUCCCUGCACUGACGUAUGGAGGGUUAUCCGUCGUCAGUCUGCUCUGUGCAUGACAUUUAGCCGCUCCCACACCUGCUUUGUUCACCUAAACCCGCGGCUGAGAGCAGGGGAUGGGGUUAAUCAGAGCCAGUAACUAGGGCUAACCUGGGAUUGUGCUCUUGAGGCCAAGCAAUCAGACAUCAAUUAACUUCUCAGAGAGCCCAAAAAGCCAAAACCUACUCGGAUUAAUGGGAAGAAGUUUAGACACAGAGAUCUUUACCCCAUGUCCUGCAGUAUCUGUGUAACUGACAGUAUAGGCUAAUGAGAUACUUUGUUUAAUUAAAUUAUUGAUCCAUACAAGAAUAAUAAGUCAACAUUGAGUGAAAAUAAACUCUUCAAAAAGUUUCAAAAAUGUUUAAUGCUAAACUGAUCUGGAAGAGUAUUAAGUAUGCAGCACUAUGUUUCAACACUUAAUUAUCAUUAAUGAACUAAAAUUGCAUUGGAAACAGAGUAAGGGCUUGUAUGUUGAUGAAAUAACACAUUAACUCACAUUUUCUUUCAUAGUUUUUUUUUAAAGAGGGGACUUAAUUUUUGCAAAUAGUUGCAUGAAAACUUUACUGCUGUUAAUCCCAUCCAAACAACUUAUAAGGUUUCAAUAGAUGCUUUCAAACUGUAACAUUUGGAAAAAAUAUGUGCAUAAAUGCUUUUAAAGGCCUCUACACCAAAAGUAGGGCUAAUUUUCACAGUUUACAGACUUUUCUUACAGAGUAGGAUUAAGCAUUUAAGACAAAUAUAUUAAGACAAAUAAAUGUGCCGUAUUUUCAUUUACAAAGCUUUUGCGAAGAUUUGGCACUAAGAACAGAGGUAACAGCACAGUGUCUAGAUGCUAACAUUAGACAAAUGAGAACUUUGUUGACCCAGGAACACUUUUUAAAACAUAAUACUGGUGUAAAACUCCGGCCCAUGCGAGGUUAUAAGCUGUAAAAGUUUCUGUGGAGCAGCAUAUCCUGUUUUCUCCGACUCCAUUAACCCCCGCUAAUCCUUUGACCUAAUGGACAGCACUCAACCAUGCUGAGAGCCGCAGCAGACCCGUCCUGUGCUGUUGUGUUAAUCACCGCUCAUGGACUGAGCUCUGCCAUCAACAAGCUCGCUCUUUCUGCCUCCUGAUUCUCUGACUAAAGCUCAGUGGUCUGUGUCACAAAGCUGUGUUUUAAUGACAAUUAAGAGGAAGUGAUCUAUGAAUAGACCUUUUCAGAGUUACGUAAAUUCAAAGAAAAAAAAUGGGGGAAGUUAUUUAUUGCUGUGUUUGUGUAAUCCUAGUGUAAUUUUCAACAGGUCUUUAGCGAAUUAGUACACCUUGAUAAUUAGUUUUGACCAAUCACAGCUAAGUUUUUUAAAAAGCUGGGUGACCACUCAAAAGGGCAGGUAGAAAUAAUAGUAAACAUCUCAAUGUCUUUUUAAAAAUUACUCAAGUGCCUGAAAUCCAAAAUACCAACAAUUCAGCUGUGAACAGAUUGUCCCUUUUCAAUCAUGCACAAUAAAUGCAAACAUACCUUUUACAAUGAUUACUUUAAAAAAUAAUCCUUGCAUGUUGAAUGCAUGUUGAGUGUAGACAACCAGUGCAGCAGAAGUGCAGAAAAUUAGCUAGAGUCUGGUUAAGGGCUGAACAUUUUCUUUAGCUGAUGCUCUAAAAUAGUGACUUUGUACAGAUGUCUUCUUUUGGUAAAGAGUCAAGCUCAGCAGACUUCAAUGUGUCCACUCUGCUGAGUUACCUUUUAAAGUUAACAGUGAUUCACAAGAAUACAACAUUUUUGGAUUACUUUAUGUCAGAAGUUAAUCAUGUCAUUAAUGGAGGUAGUCCUCCCCUGUUUGGGGCUUGCUGUUCACCAUGUCUGGCUACCACAGUUGAAAAAGUCAGGCUCUGCCACUGCCAUUACCUCUCAGUACAUUACGCAUUGCAGACCAGUCAUUACAGGGGCGUGAAUAUCCCACCUUAAAAUGGCAGAACGUAAUCACCUUAAGCCUUUGUCAGUUUUGCUCACAUCCUCUUACUCCCACCAACAUGCUGGAGACAUAGCCGAGUCCACCACUGUCACUCUCUGAACCCUUUCCCUGUGACUCUCCAGUCUUGACUUUUCUCAUAUUUUGUCCUCCUGCAGACACCUGACUUAAAAGAUUAGGUUCAUCGGAAAAUACAUUUUUUUUAACAUAUCUUGAAUACUUAUCAAGGACAAACUAAUAGGGCCCUAAAAAUCUAAUUUAAGAAUAAAAAAAUCCAAACAUUGGAGUCAUAGUUGGCCAAGCAGUAAAGGUGAACACCAGUGGUGUACUCAGAGGGGGACAAGGAGGGUGAUCCCCCCUUCUAAUGCCCUUGUAGUAGAAAUUACUUGAAAAAAAAAAAACCCCUAGAGGUUGCCCUCCUUUAGUAUAUAGCAUGUAAAUAAAGUUUCGUUGGUUGCUCCUGUAGAGAAUAAAAUGUAAAGCAGGCCCCCUCUGGUUAGUCUUGUUGAGUAUAAAACUCAAACUUAGUACCCUUAGUGUGCCCUAUCAGGAGAUAAAAGGUUAUAAAGUAACCUACUGUUUUUCUUAACCAGUGGUUUGUUUGUUAUACAAGGUUUUAUCUCAAGGAAAACACUUUCAAAAUCUGUCAUGACCUAGCACAGCAGACACCCUUUAGUUUGUCUUGGCCCAUACCCCUUAAACAUCCUGAUUAUACCACUGAUGCCCCCUCCCCCCCUUGCAGAACUCCUCAGCUUGUCUCUCGUCUUUUGCCCUUUACUGAACAUCUUUGGCAUCAAUAAAAGUAAAAGUGCCCAAAUAUUUUUUAAAAAGUUCAAAACAUCAUAUGCUUAAAAAAUGUAUGAAAAAAUACAAAAGAUGGAUGCCCACACACUAUAGAGGAUAAAUGUCAGCCAGUAAGCUAGUAUCGUAUGUGCAUAAAAAAAAUCUUUUCUUUUGCAGCCUUUUUAUUUGUAUUUCCAUUACCAGCUAUUGAUUGUGACAUUCUAGUUUGAUUGUUUUGAUCAUUUUUGUUUCUGAUAAUAACUUUGCUUAUUGCAAAUUGCUCAUCAUUGGCUAUAAUUACAGAUAUAUAAAGUAGGCACAGUCUGCCUCAUGCUCCUGUAAACAAACUGAAAUGCAAAUACAGAAUAGGUAGACCGACAGAAAGCACAAAAAGACAGGUUUGUCUCAUUUUUCAAGUAUGCCUUAAACUCUCUUCCUUUGUACAAAUCACCAGCAGGUGCUUUGUCCAUGUGUUGUCUUUGUUCAGGGAUGUAAAAGGCAUCACUUACAUUAGCGGGAGGAAAAAUCAGCUUAACGUUUUACUGAGAGUGUUUGUAGAAAAGCCUGUGGGAGGGAACAACCAUGCUGGAUCAAGACCUGGAAUAAGUCAGGGACUUAGGAGGUGUAAGGAGGCCACCUUAAACAUUCACAAGUACCUACUACAUUUACCAUAGCUUCAAACUAUUUAUUCAAAAAAGAUCAGUUCUGGUUCCCCCAGUGUCUUCUCUUUAUUGCCAUAAAGUCAGACUUACUUCACUGCUGUCUUAUGUUUUGGCUUGGUGUUCCUUUGAUUCUUUCCAUGGAGUGUUUGUAACAGUCAGUAUGCAAACUAAGCUCCGGGACAUGAGCAGCAUGUGUGUCAGUUAAAGGUUACCUAUGACAGCUGACUUCUUUGUGUUCUCAUUAUUGUCUUUAAUCACAGCUGCUAGAGAGCAGUAGGGAGUUUUAUCAGGAGUUCCCCGUAAAUGUCAUUGACUACAGAUCAGAGGAACAGCACAGAGUAUUUUCAGAGUACAAUUAUGGUAUCAUAAUAGUAAUUUGGAGUAUACAAGAGCUCAGCAAAGAAGGCAAUAUACAACAUAGGAGGCACAACAUUAUUUGAUGUCAAAGAUACACACAGAUAUACUGUAAAAGAAACAUGGUACAAAUAUAUUUUUCUCCAAAUAAAGCACUAAUGUAAAAAUAAAAUUGAAAGAAAAAUUCAUCAAGCCAGAGUGAUGAAUUUACAACGUAUCAAAAAGUCUCUGGCUCAAAUUGAUGUGCCCUUUAUCGUAUGAUACAAACCAAACUACUUUUUGACAAUAUUGCACCAUGAUUCCUAUUAAUUUUAAUCCUUAUUUCUUCUGUUCAGAGUAAAUAUUGACAUGAAAACAGAUGGUCACUGCAGGUUUCCAGUGUUUUUCAUACAUUAGCAAAGAUGAACUCAGUCUUUUCCCUCUGCAAAAGACGACUCAACAAACUCUUUCAGCCAAAACCAUGGAUUAGCCUUCUGAUCAGGUCUUAAGGUCUUAUCAAAUCACUAACUGGAUGGUCCCCAGGUUCAUUGACUGCACCUCUUGAAGCUCAUUGUUUAUGCUGAACUGCUGUAAAGAAAACAAGAGUCAAUGACAGCUUGCUUACAGUAAAACUGUUUUUCAGCAGCAGGAACUUUCUCCAGUAAUUAGGAACCUUUUGAUAAACUGUGUACAUUUUCAACAGCUGAAAUCAGAUUCAAAAUUAACUUCUGAGGUAAAUGGAUCUUCAGGAACUUUGGGGGCCUGAAGACAAUCUUAUUUACAUUAAAUAACAGGUUCUUAAUUUACAUAUGAAACACUGCCAGCUUUGCACAAACACACACACACACACACAUAUCUCUUACACACUUUGGAGUGUAAAUGCGCCCCAUAAUUACGACUUUGCACUUACAAACUGCAAGAUUCAGACAUACAUGCACAGAUUCUGCAUGUACCACUGACGUUCUGCCAAUUUAAUUUGUGACAGCUUAUUUGAAAACACAAAAGUUCAGCAUGGGACUUCAAUAGAGUUGUCCAAGUGUCAUCAUCUAUCAAAUAACUGUCCUGGACUAGCUCUCUAUAAGACUUGGGUAUGACUUGCAUUAUUUUCCUUUGAAUUUAGGCUGUUGUGGAAACCCAGAGAACCAAAGGAACCAUUUCGUUCCUUACAGGAAAGUUCCUGGGACCGAAAGUCUCUGGUACCAUCAAUAGAUUUGCACCUUAAAAUAUGAAGUCUUUUAAAAUGACUUUUAAUGAGUUUUCAUUGUCUUAUUUUGCUCUUUGAUGAUGGAUGGAUAUGGACUUAGACAUAGGAGCAUAGUUGAGCUGUACUUUUUUGUCGUAUAGCUUUCGUACAAUUCGAGACACACUCUGUAAAACUUAAAAUAAGCACUGGAAGUGCUCAAAAUUGUAAAAAAAAAAAAAAAAGAGCAAAUAGACACAAAUUAUUGCCAGAGCAGCGUUUUCCAAAAGCGGGGGUUGUGGGGUUCCUUCCGAAAAGAAAGGAAAAAUUAAAAAAUGAAUGUCUAAAUAAACAAAUAAAUAACUUAGUCUAUUUUAUCAGUAAUUAUCACUUAUCAAAAAAUUAUUGCUUACAUUGUGCUUCUGCUUCCAGCCUUUUUUGAAUUACUACCAGUUUUAAUGCUUGCACCAAUUUCCCCAUCUUAAGGUACAGUGAGGGUCACAGGCACUUUUAUUUUGGGGGUCCUAGGCUUAAAGGUUUGGGAGUACUGCACAGAGGCUUUAAUAUACUGUCCUCAAAUCUCAUAAAGUUUGGAUUAAAAGCAAAUUAUCCUUAAGUACCGUUGUCUUUAAAAUACUGUUGCUUUAAAAGUAACCUGUUUGAUUGGAAUCAUAGAGUUAGUUGAAGCCUUUUAUUCAAAAGUUCCUUCAGCUGACAGCGCUGCUUCACAUGAACACAAUAUGUAAUGACUGGGAUAUUGAGCAGAAAUCUGUCUGCUCCAAUAGGUUUAAAAAACGUACUUGUUUCAGCCCUGUUGAGGCUUACAGGCCCUGGGAUAACAUAAGCCUGAAAGACUCAGACCAGAGUGAUCAGCUGAUUUGGCCUCUAAAGCCGCGUUCAGACCAAACGCGACCUGACGCGACUUGGCGACGGCUCCCAAUGCAAAGUCUAUGGCCAGCCGCGACCUGACGCGACUUGGCGACCGCCGGCUUCCUGCGACGCGACCAUGCGCGACCGGGCGCGACCGGUCGCCAAGGCGCGUCCCCGAGGUCGCGUCGCCGAGGUCGCAGGACGCCAAGUCGCGUCGCUCCCAAAGUUCAAAUAUUUGAACUUUGGGAGCGACUCCGUGCCGCGACAGCCAAUCAGGGCUCUGCUGACGUCAACAAACCGGCGAAACAAGGAAGAGGAGAAGAAGAAUCACAAUGGAGGAGCAGUUAAUCACAUCCGUUAGCUACCACCCGGUGCUAUACGACGUGGGUUGCGGGCUGUACCGGGACCGCAACGCCAAAGAAGAAGCAUCUCAGUUUCGGAGCGCCUGUAUUUCGUGUCCAGGCGGGAGAUGCUGCUUCCCACCGGGGCGAGGAGGUCCUCGAACUGCGCCGUCGACACACGGAAGUAACGCUGGAAGCGGCCGUCGUCCAGGCGGAGUUCCUGGAGCAAGCGGUGAAAUUCACCCAGCUCCGUCCUCCUCCGGAUGGUUUCAUGCACCCAUAAACGCCGGCGGCGUCUACUGCGGAUGUACAGAUAUGCGGCAGCACUGAUGAACUGAAAACUGAGCUAGUGACAUGGAUGACGUCACCUGCGACCAGCCGCGACCUGCGACUGCAGCUUUGGACCCGGUGUUGACACACCAGGGCACCACGCGACGCGACCUGACCGACCAACGCGACGCGACCUGGUCGCGUUUGGUCUGAAUGCGGCUUUACAGUCUACGAUAUCGCCAUGACCAAAGUUAAGAAGCCGAAGAGGACAGUCAGUUCAUACAUCAAGAAGUGGCUUGGUCUUUCACAGUGCCUUAGCAACUUAGCAACAAUACGGUGUAAGUGGCAACUUGGAGGGAAAUGGAUACUGUCUGAGACUGUACAGCAAGCAAAGUCUGCUAUCAGAAAUGGAGACAUCAACCCAGAGGAAAACUGUUGGUUGCGAAAGCUGUGAGACACAUGCAAAGAGAGUCUGACAGUCCAAACAGGGCAGAUGGACUAACUGGGAAAACCUAGUGUAUCGUUAGCUAACCUGGAAGGUUCUUUGGAAGAUGGGGGGGAAGCUGACUUAGCUUCAUCAUCAGAGCCACCUACAAUGUUCUUCCAUCAUGUGCUCUCUGCCAAACCCCUGCAACAUUCAGGCUCAUCCUCAAUGACUGUGAAACCAAUUUGUCCCAUGGCCACUACACCUGCAGACACAACCAGGUCUUCCAACAACUGGCUAUCACCCUGGAAGGAAGUAGAACUGCCAACAAUGCUCUACCUCCUCAAACAUCAAGGAGAGGUCUCCAACCCCACCCUUUUUGUAAAAAACUGGAAAAUGCAGGUUCAACUGGACUAGCAAACUCAUCUUUCUGCCUGAGAUCAUCACAAUUAAUCUCAGACCAGACCUAGUCUUGUGGUCUACCUUGCAGAAGUCAGUCUUUAUGGUGGAACUAACUGUACCUUGGGAAGCUGCAGUUAGUAAAGUGGAAACACUUGAAGAUCAAACAUGAAAGCAAGAAUUGCAUGGCUGACAUACCCAGGUGAUUCCUGUUGAGGCUGGUUGGAGGGGUUUUAUUGCCAUGUCCACAACCAAACUGUUUAUGUUCAGAAACUGGAAUGGGAUUGUGAGGACAGGCCUUCCAACAAAACAUUGGAUCUCUAUCAGAAACUGCUAAGCAAAGCAGCAGCCGGCUAUGGUUAAAGAGAAAGGACACCAAAUGGGCUGCGAUGUGAACACCAAGGGAGGUAAGAGCAUAGGGGGGCAUGGCUGGGACAACAAGUGGUGCCGUUGAGCCCUACAGACGUGUUGUGGGCCUACCAGCAAAAACACCACUGAAGGAAGGUGCCUACCUGAAGAUCCUAGCGCAGGUCUUACCCUGGACCCCGCUCAUCACCAAGUGUUGAUUAAUACAAAAAAUUUUACUAUCAUUCCCAUCAGUUUAACAAAUGUAACCUAAUUACAAAACCCAAUUCCAUUGAAGUUGGGAAAUUGUGAUAAACGUAUAUAAAAACAAAAUACAAUGAUUUGCUAAUCAUUUUCAACCUAUAUUCAAUUGAAUACACUACAAAGACAAGAUAUUUAAUGUUCAAACUCAUAAACUUUUUUUUUUUUGCAAAUAAUAAAUUCAGAAUUUCAUGGCUGCAACACGUGCCAAAGUAGUUGGGACAGGGGCUUGUUUACCACUGUGUUACGUCACCUUUCCUUUUAACAACACUCAAUAAACGUUUGGGAACUGAGGAGACUAAUUGUUGAAGCUUUGAAGGUGGAAUUCUUUCCCAUUCUUGCUUGAUGUACAGCUUUAGUUGUUCAACAGUCCGGGGUCUCCGUUGUUGUAUUUUACGCUUCAUAAUGCACCACACUUUUUCAAUGGGAGACAGUUCUGGACUACAGGCAGGCCAGUCGAGUACCCGCACUCUUUUACUACGAAGCCAAGGUGUUGUAACACAUGCAGAAUGUGGCUUGGCAUUGUCUUGCUGAAAUAAGCAGGGGCAUCCAUGAAAAAGAAGAUGCUUGGAUGUCAGCAUAUGUUGCUCCAAAACCUGUACGUACCUUUCAGCAUUAAUGUUGCCUUCACAGAUGUGUAAGUUACCCAAACCUUGGGCACUAAUGCACCACCAUACCUUCACUGAUGCUGGCUUUUAAACUUUGUGUCAAUAACAGUCCAGAUGGUUCUUUUCCUCUUUGGCCCGGAGGACACAACGUCCACUAUUUCCAAAAACAAUUUGAAAUGUGGACUCCUCAGACCACAGAACACUUUUCCACUUUGCAUCAGUCCAACUUAGAUGAGCUCGGGCCCAGAGAAGUUUCUGGAUGUUGUUGAUGAAUGGCUUUUGCUUUGCAUAGUAGAGUUUUAACCUGCACUUACAGAUGUAGCGACGGACUGUUUUCACUGACAGUGGUUUUCUGAAGUGUUCCUGAGCCCAUGUGGUGAUAUCUUUACACACUGAUGUUGGUUUUUGAUACAGUGCCACGUGAGGGAUCGAAGGUCACAGGCAUUUGAUGUUGGUUUCUGGCCGUGCCACUUACAUGCAGUGAUUUCUCCAGAUUCUCUGAACCUUUUGAUGAUAUUAUGGACUGUAGAUGUUGAAAUCCCUAAAUUCCUUGCAAUUGUACUUUGAGAAACGUUUUUCUUAAACUGUUUGACUAUUUGCUCACGCAGUUGUUCACAAAGUGGUGAACCUCACCCCAUCCUUGCUUGUGAAUGACUGAGAAGUUUUGGGGAAGCUGCUUUUAUUCCCAAUUAUGGCACCCACCUGUUCCCAAUUGGCUUGCUCACUUGUGGGAUGUUCCUAAUAGGUGUUUGAUGAGCAUUCCUCAAAUUUCUCAAGAUUUUUUGCCACCUUUCCCAACUUUUUUUUGUCACAUGUUGAUGCCAUCAAAUUCUAAAGUUAAUUAUUAUUUGCAAUAAAGUUUAUGAGUUUGAACAUCAGAAAUGUCAUCUUUGUAGUAUAUUCAAUUGAAUAUGGGUUGAAAAGGAUUUGCAAAUCAUUGUAUUCCAUUUUUAUUUAUGAUUUACACAUCUUCCCAACUUCAUUGGAAUUGGGUUUUGUAUUAAAGAGCAUCUCUAACACAGGCGCCUCUCAGACUUAAUAAGGAAUGAGAUCUCAGUUUGAGUUUGAAGCGAGUAACUUCUAAUGACUUAUCUAAACUGUAAAUAUGGAGUCAGUGCCAGCAGCUAAACUAUGUAGCAGCUAGCUUGACUGGUUAAAGAUGGUAAAAAAAGGAAAAAUGGCUGCUGAUGAUUAUUAUCUUAGAAUUAUUCAUAUUUAACAAAAGAGUGUUAGAGAAAAACCUUGUGUAUGUGAUAGGGAGAAGCACAAUAUAGUGUUACUGUACUGUCUGGCUUCAUCAGUUAACAGUUGCAUGUAGUCAUCACAGAGUGGGGCACUGUAAAAUACUUAAUGUAUUCAUUGAACACAUAGUUUCUGCCAUUGCUGAUGCAGCUACUCUGAUGAUUACAUAAAACUAUAAAUAAGUUAUGCUUGCUUGUUAACAUAUCAAUUCUACAUACCUCAUUAUUCAAUGAACAACAAAAUGUAUCCUACAGGUUAGUCAAAGAGAGGGAAAAAACUACUGAUGAUUCUUAUGUUUUUGAUCCACCUCAGAAGAUUACUGUAGUUUUCUGUGCAGCCACUCAGUUUUUUUCCCUCCCUUUAUGCAUGCUGCUUCUGCACUAAGCAUGCAGGUGCAGCUAAAUGGACUAACAAAAGCAGACAGUUUUUUUUUUUUGGAGUGUCUGAUUCACCAUAAAGACCUGUUGAUGGAUCCAAAUUGAAGAAAUGCACUUUUUGUACAUACACUCUUUUAUAUGUUUUAAUGUGUGACAAUUUUCAUCAAAAUAAAUAGAUAAAUAGUGAAAAUAAUCAGAAGAAAACACUGUAUUCACAAAUGACUCUAACGCUGCCUCCUGCCUCAAAGUCCUGGUCCCAGACCACACCGGUGUUACAGUUAGUUAAAAAAUCAAGAUUAUGAGGUACAUUAAGACACUGGAAGGAAUUGCUGCUCAUCACCAGUGUGGACUGAAAUCAAACAAAAAUAAUUAAAGGUGAUUCAAAAUACAGUUAAUCCUGAUUGGAAAAAAAAUACUAAUAAUAGUUUGACAGCCUUAAAAAAAGAGCCACUCAGUGCUUUUCAAACAUCUUACACUGUGCAAACUAAAAUAAAAUUUAAAAAACUCAAAUAUCUUCUCCAGCUUGAUCAAAGGGCAGCAGAAACAAAUUUAAGCAAACUGUCACCUUCAAUCUUUUAUUACACUGGAUUAAAGUUCAUUUUUUUCAUGCUACUUUUAGAGCAAUGAAUGGCUUAGCCAUUACAUAAUGUGUCUUUUAUCUUCCUGGGUACAAAGUGUAGCAUUCAUCCACAGACAAAAAAAAUAAAGCUCUCUGCACCGUUCAAGCAUGAACUUAAUCAUUAGGAGGUUAAUAGUCAAAGAUUUCAUCUUUUUCCCUCAUUUGGCUCAUAAAGUGUGAAAUAAAUGAGAGCCUACUCAAGAAUAUGAAGCAGUCAACAGCUCAUGUAACGCAGUUACACAAAGACUUUGUUUGAGACAAUGCUGAGUGUCUGAUAAUCCACAGACUGGUGGACUGGACUCAAUCUAGAUUGCUGUGAAGUCUUCUAACACCACAGUUGCUGGAUUAGUGCAAUGCUGUCAGAUUGGACACCGCACGGCAGACGAUUGAGAGAGUGACACACACACACGCAUUGAACACACACAUGGACUUAGUGCAGCUACAUCAUGUGUGUGGUUUGAGCCACAGUGCUGAAUAAAAGACAGAGCUUUUGCAGGAUUUAUUCAUUAUUAAAACUAAAUAAAUGAAAAGAGUCUUUUCUCUUUUUACGCAUCAGAGACAAACUGACCGGGAGGCUCAGAGACAGAAAACCAGCCACAGAAAAACUAAAUCCACAGCUGAAAGGUCAAACCCAGUGAGUGAACCUGGAAUCAUCUGAGGCCAUCCCUCUAACUGUGCCAACAUCUACACAGAACCCGGUCCAGCCUGCAACAUCUGCGUAUUGUGAUUCCCCACGACUGAUUACAUCAGAUGCAAACUGCAGCUUUUAACAGUGACACCAAGUUAAUCUCGGUUUAAUGAAGCAAAGUGGGUGAAAGGUCAAGUGUUGUGUCACAGCAACACCACAUCCAACACAGAGCAACACAGUCACACAAACAUCUAAACUAGUUACAACAAAUGACAGUUUGUGAAGAGGCAGACAGAAAUCCUGACCCUGCUGGAGAUAUUUGACCAGAACUUUCUGCAAAUCUGUAAAACACAUGCUUCUGCUGAAAACAGCUCAGAGAGAAUGAGGCAAAGGUUCACAUAUCUCUGUCGUUAGUGCUUCAUUUGGUGUUGGGUGGUAAUUCAGUAAUUCAGGACCAAAAGAAUAAAAACAGUUUGAUUUACAGUAUAAAUCAUGAGAGCUCGGCAAUGGUGGGCACCAUGUGAAGUUAGGGUAAUGCUUACCCUAACUUCUCUAGAAAUGGCAAAAGCUGGGUUUGUGACCAAGCUGCCUGCAAAGGUUUUAAUUAUUUUUAUUAUUAUUAUUGUUUUUUUUUUUUUUUUACAGUCAGUCCACAUCAGUUCUGAGUAUCCAUUAUUGGUCUCAUGGACAACUAAUAAUCUAUAUAGAUAUCCGCCCAGUAGUGGUUGACCACUUCUUAUAGUGUCAAAGAGAAGCUCCAACAAAUUUACCACUUGUACAUUUGGUAUGAACAAAAAAUUAGGUCCAAACAGCUUUUGUACCAGGCAGUAAACAUGUUGAAUUCUGCCUGAAACAUGGAAGUAUCUUAUGGGUUUAAAUGGGAUUCCUUUGCACAAGUCAAACAAAAGUUUUUCACCCUUCCAAAAUUACUUCAUUUUCAACACUAGGGGUUGCUUCUAGAUCAGGAUGAACAUUUUUUGAAGCUAGCCACAGUAGGAAUUUGUCCAGUGUUUGGUCAUUAAACCCCUCAUAAUUAGUCUUGUUUGUUUUAUGUCAGCUGACAAUGCUAGAAGGAGGCUGCUAUCUUUGUAUUGGUACCAAUCAGAGGCUGUACCUGCAACCAGCUGCCCUGUAAAGGUCCAGUGAGACAGAUACCAGUCUGCUCUCAGAAAUAAAGAUCGAUCUGUUUUAAAUGGAUUCAUCAUAUUCAGCUUAUUCAGCAUUUACAGAGCUGCGCUCUCUCUGUGUACCAGCUAGAAUUUGAAUUGAAACUGCUUUUAGAAUAAAACAAGACUGUUCUUUAUAAACUCUUGUUUUAAAGGUUUGAAAUGUGUAUUUUCAUGGCAGAUUAUGAUGUCUCACAGCCAGGUCUUGGCCUGCAGGUGGGUGUUGGGAAGGGAUGAUAGUGUUGAAAGUCUGAGUCUAGCACAGGUGCAAGGCGGUGGUGUCAAUGACAAACCAGAGGGAGAGGCUAGAAAUCUGUUGGCUUAAAUAGUCUACCAACUUUAGAGAUGAAGGGUUCAUUGUCAAGUAAUUGAUGUAAAAUCAUCACAACAAAAGUUGUCUGCCUGAACUAGCUCACGUGUCGCUCUUUUUCUGGUCUAGGGUUCAGUUCCCCCAAAACCAAAUAGAAAGUACACACAGUCAUCCUUAAAAGUUAGUUAAUUUAGAAACAGUGACUCUGACUUGAGCACCUCUUGGCUCCAUGGUCACACAGUUUUAAGUUAAUGAAAACUAAAGAGACUUCUCACUGCUUUAUUAUUAGAGGUGUCAAACAUGAGAUGAAGGGCAAUGAGUAUUCAGCCCCUUGUGCUAUUGGGGCCAACAAAGUUAAAUAAAUAAUGCAGGUAGAACCCCGUGGAGAAUGUCUUUAUAAAGGGCCUAUAUUUUUUGCAGUGCCUCUGUUUGUAAUAUUUGGAAAUACAACUGAACUUAGUUUAUCAGCUUAACGUGAAUCCAUGGUACAAUUUAUUUUUCCAAGGCAAAGCUCAGGGCAGAAGAAAUACUGUAUAUGACCUGAAAACAACCAGGACUAAAGAGAAAACUCUUACAUAAUGUUAUUAAUCUAACAUGCAAACGUCAAACUCAACUUUGUUUGGGUGAAAGUCAGAACAAGAGCUCACACAAACAUGAAGGUAAUACAGCAAACAUGAAUCUCUCUGCACUGGCACAAUAUUGAUAUUGACUCAUGUUACCUCCAAACAGGUAAAAAUGCUGCUUCUUUACAAGGAUUUGUGCACAAAAGACACCAGGCUUAGUAAAGUGUGUCACAACAGUACAGUGGCAGGAACAGGUCACUUUUCUCAGCCUGUUUUGGUGUCCUCAAAAGCAAGGCCAGUGAAGUUUGCAGCUCCAGUGAUCACAGUACUCUAUGAGCUUGAACAGCUGUGUGAUAUGAUAGAGUAUAUCAGCCCUGUGAGAGAAUCCUGAUUUUAUUUUCUAUGAUAACUUAGUGCAAGUGUGCUUUCUGUGAAUCACUGUUUCUCCCUAAGGUGUUGGAAAUAGAGUUGUCAAAAUAUCUAAUUUUCAUUGUGUUCAUACUGUGGUUAAAAAUAAUAACAUAGGAAAGUUAUUUAAAAUACAGUUAAACUAAGGAAAGGCAAGACAAGAGUAGAACAACAUGUUACAUCGUAAAAUUUACUAAUCCAUACCAAUCAUACUUCCUAGUAGACUCACUUCCUUUCUAAUAAUGUUGAAUUUUGUGUUUUUUCUGUGCUGCCUUGGUCCCUACGACUGACCUAGUUGUAACUAAUGAUGAUUUUGUAUUUUGGCUUAAAAAAGAUGGCUUUAAAAUAAACCUGUGCAGCCUUACCGAUAUAAUACUGACAGCAUCAUAUGAUAUAACAGUUUCACCACACCCCCCACUGGCCAUAGUCUAACUCCAUCUAAUAGCUCUUGCUGUGAUGCUACAAUGGUCUACUGUCUAGAUGUAAACUUGCACAGAUGACAGAUGGCAUCUUGAAGCAUAGUGUGGUUUGUCAGUAUAUUAAAUUAAGAAAAUAGAAAUCAGUUAUAUGUAGGCAGUGUUGGGUCAAACAUGCAUGUAGCACAGGCUUGUGAACGUUAACCUACAAAGAGGACUGAAGGCCGGUGGUGCUGGCUCUGCUAACUUUUCACCCACACAUUCUCUCAUACCAUCUUCAGGUGGGUUGGUUGAUUGGUCAAUUUUAAAUUUCUGUUCAAGUGGCCAUGAAAUUUUUUGCCUCAGAAUAUCCCUGAAAUUGUUGCAGUGAUGCUUUGCAAGAUGUGUUGCAGACAGUGUUGAGAGUAUCGCAAAUGAUAGGGUCUAGACACUAGUGGGAAUAUAUGAUGGCGCAAUUUCUAAAUCACCCCCAUCUGUGUUUUCUAUGUAAUCCUUGAAAAUCUUUUUUCAGCAAAUAUAGUUAUAUAUUAGAACAAACCAAACUCUUACAUUUGGGUGACCUUGUGAAAAGCCUUUUUAGCCAAAUAGCUUGGGCCAACUAGUGCAGUUAGGUCAGUUAGAUCAAACAAGAAGAGUGGCUGACAGGAAAUGGCCAUCUUGAACUCUCAAACUGCAUGCUGGGUAACUGCAGUGACUUUAAAACUAAAGCUUUUUAUUUUCCUGUCUUCUCCCCUUACAGAUGCGUAUCCGGUCUCAGAGGUGGUCUACACCUGGACUCAGGGAGCAGCCAAGUCAGUGGUGGUGGCUGAGGAAGGCUCUCGACUAAACCAGUACCAUCUGAUUGGUCAGACUGCAGGAACAGAGGACAUCUACACCAGCAGAGGUAAACUGAAACAGGGGACAUCUGGCCUCAGAUUACAGAUGACCUCCUUCAUUAAACACCUACGCGAAAGCAAGGACACAUGGAGCGCCAUACUUUCAUCUUGUAUCACUGUGUUACAACGUGAGUUGAACACAAACACUCUGAAAAAUAGAUGGAGCUUUAUUGUAUGUCAGUUGGAGCCAAAAGAGAGAACCAGAGGUCUAAUCAUGUAAAAAAAAUAAAUUAAUAAAAACAAAAAAAAACAAAAAAUUUUACUUCUCACUGGAUCAUUGAAUGUUUUGGGAAUAAAAACUUGGUUACAUUUGUACAUUUCAAGUUUCCUUCAAACCAGUUUGGUGUUUUUUUUUUAUUUUUUUUAUAAAAAAAAUGUUUUUCUCAAUUUUGAUUGUAAAGCUUUGUUGAUUUAGGUGUGGCAACCUUGGGGUUGACAAAUCACUACCAGAACAACAUGAAAAGCAUGUUGUUUUACUAAGGACACCAAAAAGCCUUUUUCAGCAACACCUCAGUGAAUACCACAUCGGGCUGAAGAGUUACAUUUAAAAGGUUCACUGCAGCAGCACAACUUUAUUUGGCAGAUAUGCUUUAUUCAGAAAUUUGAGUAUGGAAGAGCAGAGCUGGGAAAGUCUUACAGCUUUGUGAGGAGCUUUAAACCGAUUUGAAAAUAGUCUUAUAAUUAUACUGAUGCAUCUUCAUUACUCAACCAGUGUUAGAAAUGAUCAUUGUAUAGUUAUUUCUUUGGAAAUAACUCUGAAAUUGGAAGUGUGCUGGUAAAUAUUGGCUGUUGGAAUUAGAGUUAGAAUUUGCAAUUAAAAAAAAAAGUAUUUUUUCUUUUGAAUUAUUGUUUAAGAUUGAAACUUUACAGCCAGGACUUUCCAAAAGAAAUUCAAUGUUUAACAGGAUUUUUUGUUAAUGCUGGUAUGUGAAUGCUGCACUGCUAUUUAAGGACUAAAGAGUUCAAUUGAGAGCAGAUUUAAGUUAAUCAGGACACUGGAGCACAUCAUGACACCAGGUCGGUGAUGGGUGAUGUUAAACUGGUACCUCUGGUCUCCUUUUGUGAGCAAACUAACGGUCCUAAAUCCAAGCUUACAAAGCUCAUUUGUUGUUAUGUUACAGUUGAUAAUACAAGGAUUUACAAAUUCAUACCUUAUCCCUCUGCAUCCUGUAAAAAGUUGUUUGUUUAAAAGUUGACAGUUUAAUUAUUGUCACAUCAAAUGCUUGUGUUGGCAAGAGCCACAGUGGAUAAUGGUGCUCAUGGGAAAUGCAGUUUCUCACCAAAAACACUUCUGAUUUUGUUCAAAGGUAUCAAAGGAGCAUCUCUUUAAACUCAGUCAUUUAGUCGUUCUUGCUUCUUUGAUUGGUUGACAGGCUAAAAGAGAAUUAACAGUCUUCAUUUAUCGUAUUCAGCUAACAACAGAAAUGGCAGUUUUUUGCUUAAACUAGUACAUAAAUGAUCUCAGAUUAGCUUUGUGUGUGGAGAAUUGGAUUUAGACCACCCCUGGAAAUAUACUGAUUUUCUCUGUGAGAUAGAAAAGCCCCUAAAUCUCAGUGAAAGAGUUUAUUGCUUGGAAGAUGCCGGUCUCACAAGGCAAGUGGAUUUUACAGUGAAUAUGUACUUUGUACAGAACUAUUUUUAGAGGUCAUAUUGUAGGCACAACAAUAUUUAGUUAUAGCAUUUUGGACUCUCCCAUCCAAAACUGUGAUUACAUCCUAGGUUGUCAUCUGAACUGACUUAAUCUUUUGUGUCUUAUCACCACCUUGCUGCAAAUAGAGCAAAGCUGAAAGCACUUACAAGAGAACCAGGGAGCAGAAUGUCAAAUAAUAUUGAUGGGUCUAGUAGUAGGAACUGGUUCUGAUCUGAAACUGAUUCUCAGCUUCCGUCCCUCAUCAUGUGUGAUCCACUAGAGCCACUUCUGGCUUCAACCAAGACAAAAUGGUGACUGAAAAAAUUCCCAAAUCACUCCUUUUGAGUGGCAGGCACCAAACCACUGUCCUUAUAUGAGUUCCACCUCCCAAACAAAGUCUGUCAUCACACAGUUACCACAUCAGGAACAUUAAGCCUCUGCUUGAACCCUUUUAUUCAGCUCUGUUAUUAAAAUGUGUGCAAAGCAAGGAUGCUGUGAGAAGAACUUUUUUUAUUUCAAAUCAAGCUGGAUAGAGACAAUGAAUGAAUCGCAAGGAUUUGAGAAUGCCUCCCACUCACAGCCAGCUGUCUCUGGGGCAGCAAGCGAGGGGGGGGGGGGGGGGACAAAAAAAAUCACUUAUCUGGGGUCUGAGCCAUUGGGUCUGUAGGGUUAAUCCGCGUGCAGGCCCAUCAGUUGUGCUUUUACUAAGUGACGUCACAGUGCAGGGAUUGGCUGCUGUGCUGGAGGUGGGGGGAGCUACAUCUGCUUAAUUCUGUUAUGUAAAGAACUAUGAUAAUACAUUUCUGCUGCUUGUUGCUGGAGAGUUUAUGGCAGAGAGGGAGAUCCUAAAGCUGUAUUUAUACAGAGCUUCUUACUCUUUCCUGCCAGGAUGGGAGUAAAUUCACUCUGGAUUCUGUAGGAGAAUGAAACAUAUACUGUUAUAUAUGUCAUGGAGCUUUUUAAGCAGCAAGAGGAAAUCCUGUAACACAGCCGGAAACACCCAGUGUGAAAAAGUGGAGAUUAGCGCACAUGCUGCUAUGUAUUUCUGUGUGAUUUCCUCUGAGCCCACCCUGCACUGCUCAGACACACUGAGCUAACACGGCCUUAAUUAGGGGUGCUAAUCUGAGGUACAAACCCUCUUUAACAAGCCAAGAAUAGCUCAGCCAAGAGCUCAUACUGGGCUGAGGUGACCUUUGACCUCACAGGUUAAGCCUCUGCAGAUGAAUAUAGACCAAAGCACUGAACUGGUGAUAUGCAAACCUUGUGAAUUCAUUACAUUACACACACAGCAGAGCUCUCAGAGUGCUGAGAAGCUCAACAGAUGGUUCUGAUCUGUACUCACCAGUUCACCAACAUAGCCGCGUUGUUCUCUGCUAUGAAUGGCAGUUCUCCACAGACGCUCCAAAAACAAAACAGUAAAAUCCACCACAACCGCAUUUUCACGCCUCGUAGAUUACCAUCUACUUCCAAGCCCAGCAGGCGGUCAGAUCAGUGCAGAGUUGGCCCAGUCGUGCCACCACAGAGCAGGACUUCCUGCACGUAGUCCUCGGAGUGAAGGCGACACAGGUGCUCCUUUCAUGAAUGACAUGAUGCUGGUCGCUGCAUAGCAUGGAGCGCCCAAACUUUCCACCGUCCCUCUCAGCCGUCCUCUGUCUCACUCAUCGGUGCACCUGCGUGUAAUCACUGCUGACCCCAGGCUGUUGCAGUGUGGAGCUCAGGCAGGCAGCGAUGUACGUCCCCCAGUCAAGACUAGCCAGGCCUGACAGAGCGGCAGGACUGUCUGUUACACAUACACACACUCACACAUUCACACACAUGGACAAGAGAAAGAGUGAGGGCGAGAGAGGCAGUGGGAGAGAGAAAGAGAGAGAGAGAGGGAGAGAUACGGGAUGCAGAUUGUGACAAGGGAUUAGUGAGACAGAAAAAUCCGAUUUUGCCAGGAGAAAGCAGCAGUCAUCUGUGGAUUUCCUAUAGUUUAUCAGACUCCAUGGCUCGACAGGAUUUUUGAGAAAAAAAAUCCUUCAAAUGCAAUCUUCAGUUGAUUAACAGGAUAUGAUGAGUUCUCCACCCAACUGUUUUUUUUAAUAAUUCAGCGCACAUUUCUGACCUGGAGGUUGUCCAGCGAAGUUCACUUGUGUCGCCUUUAAUCACAGCCUCCAAGGACAGCACAACACCAUCAGAUUACUGAAACAAAUUGAAAACAAAACAUCCCAAACAGUUUGAUUUUUGGCAGACAGGAAAAACAACAUGAUGUGAAAAACACUCUUACAAAAGUCCCAAAGAGACAAAUUCCCCUGAAAACAGAUCUAAGACGAAAAGUGACUAUUAAAGAGGGCUUUGAAAACAUGCUGUAUAACAGGUGGAGAGUGUACUGCAAAACUGUUUGGUAAGAAAAAUAAAAUGUCUUUGUAGCAAUACUACCUUCAAGCUCAUGUGAGAAGGUUUUGGUUGUCAAACAAAUUGAUCAGAGAUGGACUGAUUAACUGGUCAGCUGAUUAAUGGAGCGGCAACAAAACCUGUAAUGCAAAACGAAAUCACACACUUGGAUAACAAUAAUACCCUGUUUGUGUGAUUGGCAUUGCUGUUGCAAUCUUUUGAUGUGAAAGGGAAACAGUGGGGCAUACCAGGCAAAGCCAGUUUGAGACCAGCUCUGAAAUAAAACUGAAGAGGUAAAAAUGAUGACAGUGACAGAAUGUGGCUUCAUCUUGCCUCUAGCUUAGCUGUUGUUUCCAGUUGCUUCUGUACAGUGUCGAUAUAGAUGCAAAAUGAGAGCGAGUACCAUCAUCUACUUGUACAUUUUUGAUUAAAAUGUCUGAAAUCCUUGUUGGGUGAAAAAGUAAGAUUCAGGAGGUCCUGCUGCAGAUUGGCAGUGGUCAUAUUUAGGUAAAAAUUGAUUCUGCUGGAAACUGUGCCCUUAACACCAGCUGCAGUCAAAAGAUUGAAAAAAUAAAUAAAUAAAAAAUAAAUCAGCCACAGCAAUGUCUAUUGUCGUGAUGGCUUGGUUGUAGUUAAUCAUUGUAUAGUAACAUACAGAAAGGCUUCUGGGACACAGGGGUGAUAUGAAGUCUUUGGCUGUAAACUGAAGGAUGUAUAUUUCUUUAAAAACAAAACCCUUUCAAUAUGACUGUAUAACUGCAAAUGGACAUUUUUAAAAAUUUUGGUAGUUCUGAUAGCAGGUAUUCGCCAUUCUUUUCACCAGAAGCAUGACAUCUGAUAUUACAGUUUUUAUACUGUCAUCAGGGAUAUGUGCAUUUUGUUGACUGAACAAUAAAACACCAUCACCCUCAUUAGUCUGCACCUGUAUUAUUUAUGAUUUGUUGUAUUGCAGACCUGAAUUGUGCUGAGUUUUGACUGUAAAAUGAGUGUUUUCCUACCAUUAGACAAGUCAGCUAAUUGGACGACAUUUUCUUUUGUACGACUAGAAAAUUAGUCACAUGAGAGUAACUUUCUUAUUUUUACCGGAAACUUUAAAAAGGUAAAAACCUUUAGUGUGUUGGUCCAUCUCUUAGAAAUAUCUGAUUGCUCCACAUACCAGUGUAAUGUCUAGCAACAGAUGCAGACUGUAGAUUUACAAACAUUUAUCAAACAGGACCAAAUACUGAGUAGAAGCAAUUUAAAGCCUGAAUUACUCAGAAAUGUGGUCCAGUGUUUGCUGCAGCAGGACCGUGUUUGUGGAAUUGAAUCAAAAUAAAUACAGCCUGUGUUCAUAUUAGUGAGGGUGAAUGAUUAAUAUUGUUUCGGUCUAUUAAUAGCUCAUAGUCAUUCAUUCUGAGUGCCCCUAGGUCAGAUUUGUUAUGGCGGGUUUGAAUUGUUCAGCGUAGGGAUUAUAAUUUCAGAAUAAGGCAUUAUCUAAUGAUUGUUUCUAUUACUGAUGGGUCUGUCGAUGAUUUGGUUGAACUGUGUAGUAGUUGAUUGUGUCAGAGAGAGUUGAAAAAUGUCAGUAAGUGAUCAACAAAGUCUAACACUACAUCUUUGAGUUUUGUUUUUUCUCUGUAAUUGUUUAGACUUGGGUUUGGACCCAUUCUCUUUGGAAACGUUAUUUCUAGUUGAUUUAUUGAUAGAUUAAAGUUUUAUUUUGCCAUGAUAGAAGAAGAAAGAAUGAAGUAAAAAGACAUCAAAGCUGGGAUCAGAAAUCUUUAAAUCAUAUUGGUUGAUGAACUCUUAAUCUGGUUGGUUUUGGUCACUAAUUUUACAAUUCUAGAAGCUUAACUCGUCAACCAAACGUUUUUAUUUUUGCUUCCAACAGGUCAGUACACAGUGAUGAUGGCUCACUUUUACCUGAAGAGGAAGAUUGGCUACUUCGUCAUCCAGACCUACAUGCCCUGCUUCAUGACCGUCAUCCUGUCACAGGUUUCUUUUUGGCUCAACCGAGAAUCAGUGCCUGCCCGGACUGUCUUUGGUGAGUCCAGAGAGCUGCUGUAAAAUCACCCACAAGAUUAUGCUACAGUCUGUGGUAAACCUGCAGUUGUUUUCUUGCUCAAUUGUAAGAGCUGUGCUCAGAACAUGAAUGUGUGUGAAACUUGGGUUGGGAGUUCAGGGUUUUUCCUGGCUCAAAUUGAGGCAGAGGUGGCACCAUCCUGACCAUGCGCCACGACGUGCAUGUAUUUGUAAAUACAACCGAUUCACUUUCUUUUACAGGCAACAUACUUUAAGUUAAGAGUUCAAAAAAAGAGUGUGACCAUUAUUAUGUUAAAGCAUUAAUUUAUUAAAACUAUAUACAUACACAAAUCAGCUGGCAACUUUAAAUUGAAAGUACACUUCAUCCACACAUCUCACAACCAGACAGAACAUUUCAGCCUCCUCUUUUUCAUUCUGUAGAACCUCCUCAUGCACUCCUUGUAGUCCAAGGCCUCCUGGUCUGGUCCAUCAACGGCCACCUUACAACAGACAUCCAAGUGCCUCUCCUUCAGUCUGUUCCACAGAGGUGUCUUCACCUUAACCAAAACAAUUCAUCAUGCAUUAAGUAUUUUCGUUUUUAUUCUGAUACAGACAUGAAGAGUGAUAGUGUUCUCAAUCAUAUAUAUGUAUACGCUGCAGUGUCCGCCCUAAAAAAAAAAACGACAACCAAUUAUUUCUUAAACUAUCUAAACUAUGUUAUUUAUUUUUUGUAACUUUAUUAGUUGAGUUUUUUAGGUACUACCAUCUUUAAUAUACUUCUCCUUCUCUUCUGCUGCUUUGUGAACGGCUGUCACUUCAUGUCUUUUUUUAAUGUGUCCAGCCUGUAGUUGGUUGAUGGCUGUCUCACUAAGGAGGCAGCAAUUGCCUGCUGUGUUGGGGCACAGUGCUUUUGGCAUAAAUAGCAGUGCAUGCCUUCCUCAGUAUGCCUGAGCCAGGUAAACUGAUUGAGCCAUUGCUUGUCAAAGCCACUGGCUCUGUGUUUUUGAGAAGAUCUACAAAGAGAAAUAAAAACCACGUACACGUUGGCUUUGCGUUGUUAUGCUCCUAAUUGGAAACUAAUUAAUUAAUUACCCUCGCCUCGCCGACUCGUCCUGUCCUGCAUUCUGACCCUCGCGAUCACCAGUCCCUUGUGAAGUACUUUCAGACCUGACACAAAUUUCCACGUUGUCACCAACAUGAAUUAUAGCAUUUUAACUGCCUGUUACGUUUUUCUCUGCUGUGUUUCACCUGGACUCUUGACUUUCCUCCUCGCGAGGUCGCUUUUUAAAGUACUGGCUGAUUUUGCCUGUCAUAUCUAAAACGCUAAAAACGGAGUAAACUUUUUUUUUUAAAUAAUAAACACGACAUGCUUGGAUGCAAAAAAGAGAAGCAGUAUUUACCUGUUUGUACCAUCCGCCAGGGAAAAUCAGGACGCCGACAGCACCAACUAGCGGGAAAAACACUUGAAAAAACAUGAUUCGAUCCGUUUCUUCUUCGGUAGAUGCUUCAGGUCUUUCCGGUGCACUGCUGUUGAUAUAGCGCCUCUAUAGUGGCGCAACCCUGCAACUGCAGUUAAAAUACGUUGCUGCUGCAUCGGGACAUCAAUCGCUCAAUCAACACAGCUGGAGCUUUACGCUGUGUUGAGCGAAAUCAAUCGCUCUGGCUGGGGGCGGCACAAAAUUAGGUGGAGGCGGCCGCCACGCAAUUUUGAACGCAGGAAAAACCCUGGAGUUGAAUGAAAACAUACUCAGGUGUUGCUUUAUCCAUAAUACUCUGUAAUGUGUCCUCCUUUUUCUAAGACUUAAUCUGAUGGAAUAAGAACUGAAUCCUUAGUGUGGUUUGUAAAAGUGACCCACUUUUCUCUUCCACCAGGUGUGACCACUGUGCUCACUAUGACCACUCUCAGCAUCAGCGCUCGAAACUCGCUGCCCAAAGUUGCUUACGCCACAGCCAUGGACUGGUUCAUUGCAGUGUGCUACGCCUUCGUCUUCUCAGCUCUUAUUGAGUUUGCCACAGUGAACUACUUCACCAAGAGGAGCUGGGCCUGGGAUGGAAAAAAGGCAAUGGAGGCCCAGCAGCCUAAGGUAUUUAUUGUGUGUAUCUUUAUUGUUGUAAAACAUAUAUUGUGGGGACCUAUUAAGGAUGGCUGACUCAUGAUGGGGACAUUGUUGUUGUGAAAGCUUGGCCCCUAAGGUUAAGGGUUUAUUUUGGGGUGAGGACUUGUUUUGUGCCAGACCAUUUGGAGCUUCCUCUUCUGGCUGCCUUCACAAAGCCUGCCUUCUUUAUGUUAACAGAUGGGACAUGACUCUAAUUGUUGAACACAAAUUGGUAGCAAGCUAACUGAAGAAGAAAGCACAACAAUCACUUCCAUUUGAAUAAGCAUUAAAGAUUACCAAGGAGUAUAUCUGCUUAAAAUUCUAAUUCUUAGUUUAAAAUCAGGUGCCAUUUCUGCUCUCUUUUUCACAGGAGUAGAGAGUGUGUCACAGUGUGAUCAAGUAGAGGAAAAUCCAUGAUACACAUGAUUAUAGAGUAAGAGAUGAAUUAGACAAGAUGUAGAAGUUCAUAAUUCGUGGAUCAAUAACUUCUAAGUCCAGUCUGGCUGUGUUGUGGCCCAGAGCCAGUUGAUUAUCACCCAAGGACAUCGAUGUAGAGUCGAAGCAUUCACUGACCGUUUCUUAUUUUUCUGUUUGUGUAUUUGUGUGUGUGUGCCUGUGUUAUAAUUGCCUGUUUUUAUGUCCGAUGAAUGAGCCCCACUUACUUUUUUUGCCUAGAAUUUUGAGCACUCUAAAUCAAUGCCUUUCUUUGUCCCUGCAGAAAAAAGACCCUUUGGCUCUGUCUAAAAAGCCAAACAACACCUGUUCAGCUGGAGUAAAUUACACAGCCAACCUCACCAAGGACGCGUCCAUCUCAACCAUUUCAAACAGCACGUCAGUCCAGCUCAAACCCUCCGAAAGCAAGGCCCCGGAUCCUAAAAAGACUUACAACAGUGUGAGCAAGAUCGACAAGAUGGCCAGGAUAGUGUUCCCGGUGCUGUUUGGGACCUUUAACCUGGUCUACUGGGCCACAUAUCUCAACAGGGAACCAGUGAUCAAAGGAGCUGUGUAAUCUCUGAGACCAUUCACCAUCCUGAUAACCACUACGGGAUUUGAUAACUGGAACGCAAUCAAAUUCAAAGCCAAGCACUUAGUUCUUGUACCAUAGAUGUGUUUUUUUAUGUCAUUGGAUUAGAAAUAUUCUGGUACCAAUUUUCCAUGAUGAUUCUAAUACCUGAAUGUGCAAACUGGACUUGAUUGAGCACCAAUCUGAUACAAGAGGAAACGACACACUAAUCAGCCAAAACAUUGUGACCACUCAAGAAAUCCCAUGCAAGCCAGUAUACCCACUCCACCAUGAAUUCUACUUUGUAAAGCUUUCACACCUUCAGGUUUGUUGGCAGGGUCAGAGGAGUAAUAAUUGUGCAUCAAUUGAAGUCUCACCCCUAAAAGGACAAACCAAGAAUCGCAGGUAUGAAUGAGUUAAUGGGUUACUGUGAGCAGCCACUUGAAAAGAUUCAUUCAGGGCUCUUAAUUAUUACUAUGCUGUGUAAAAUGCCUGAUUCUGAUUGGUAAUAACUGAUUAAUUCUCAACAAGUUCUCUACAAGAAAAAAACGUGCCAAAAACAAGCUGCUCACACACACCAAAUCAAAUCAUUCUGUGUCCAGGUGUCAAGCACAUCUAAGGUCUGCCCGUAAACAAAAAUGUCAGUUCAACCAUCUCUGAUAGGGAAAAGAGGAGCAACAUCCUGUCCUGCAAUCUGUGCAACAGCGGCAGUUCUGAUGAAAACCUCUCUGAGUUGUUGAUGGCUGCGAAGUGACUGAAACCAUAAGCUGUGCAAUAAUGUUGAAAGUAUUGACGAUGAUGUUAGCCUUUUUUAAAAUCAAUGGUGUGUUGACUGCUAGGCUGUGUGAGGAGAGAAAAGCCAAUACGGAUAUUCUUGCAGAAGUCCUGCUCAUGUUGUCUAACCAAUGGAAAUGUUAAGUUUAGGGUUUAGGGUGAGCUGUAAUAAAUUUAUGUCAGGGUGCUGUUGAGAUUCUUAUUUGCAUAAUCACCUCUUCCCUAUAUGUGACCUCUUUUGUAUGAGGUUGGUGCUCAGGCUGGUGUACUUGUAAAUACAUAGAUGAGUAUUCAGAUGGUGUCAAAGGCAUUUUCAGACACUGGUACCAGUUCUGAAUGAACUCCACAUCGAGUAUCAUUGCAUGUCCAUUGCUUCAGGAAACUGUUGCCAUGUUUGCCUUGAGUUUGUACAGUUUGUAUGAUAUGACUUCUACUUAAGAACUGUUUCAUUUUAAAACCACAAUCACAACUUACUUUUGUGUCAUCCUCAGAUAUAUAAACUUUUUGGCAUUUGGCAUUUAUAGUUUCUCUUUAAGUCUUCAGACGAUGAUGGUACAGCAAGGCCAAAUGCUAUGCAAAAUUACAUGUUUAUUGUGUUAACCUGAAAGCAGCUUUUACCUUUUUAACUUAUACUUUGUACAAAUGAGCUGACGGUCCAGGGAUGUGAGUCUGGGCCCAGGCACAUGGGACUUUGCUUCCUUGUUAAAAGCAGAUGAAUAGCCAUGCUAAAUGUGUUGCCUUCAGAGUGUGAGAGCUUGUUAUGAAUGCACUGAUAUCGCCUGCAGUUGUUUUCUCAGAAUUUUGGAAGCUAGUUUCACAACUUUAAUUUAACCAGUAUGUCUCUUUCUUCAUUUCUUUGCAACUUAAUCUGAAUGUUAACAACCAGUUUUACAUGAAUGUUUUUCUUAAUAUGUAGAUGAGAAACAGGAAUGGACUGAGAGUGGCAGCUUCUGUUUUCAGGUCACCAUUCUGAGAAUCUUGUAUGUACUGACUGUAAUUUAACAAAUAUGUAUAUAGGCCCUGCUUUUAGAAACGCACCACUAAGCCAGUAAGGUUAGCUUCUAUGUUAUGCAUUUACAGCAACAGUGUUACUCUAGUCUCGUGCUUCAUUGACUGGAUGUUGAGAAUCAAGCAGAAUAGCUUCAGCUUUAGCAAUUUUGACAGAAUAUGUAAUGCUUUUUUAACACAUUGAAAACAUCUGUUCUUUCUAUGAGCUUUUAUGAAACUUGCUAAUGUUAUAAGAUAAAUGUUUCAGUGCUUUGAGCAGGUUCACUUUUUGUCAUGAUUUAAAACAGUUCAGAGAUUACUAAGAGUUACUAAGUAAAAGAAAGACAGAAAGUCAGAACUCAAAGGGAAACAAAUUCUACAACUUCUAUACUUUGGACUCCAAAUAAAAACACAAGACCAGAUAUGAAAAAUGCUUCAUCUUAAGGUACCUAGCCCACCUGCUAAAUUAGCUCAUAUCUGCAGAGUCCUUAUCACAACGGUCCAGGUUAGUGACUGUUUCUUAUUUUAAAAAAGGGCAAAAAGGUCCCAAGAAAACACUCAAACAUUGCCAUUAAAUGGCAGAGUGUACGUUAAAGGAACAGUUUGACAUUUUAAAGGUUAAUAAUUUUUCAAUAUUUUAACAAGUCUUCAAUAAUAAGACUGGAACCAUAAAUAUCUUAAAGUUAAAUAUGGAACUAAAGCCAGACAUCUCUUAGCUUAGCUAAGCAUAAAAGAAACUGUAAACAGGUUUCUAAUGGCUUUCACAGGGGUACCGGUUAGGCUCAGUGAAGGUUGCAUGUCUCAUGUACAAAGGCAAACGUCCACAAACAGGAUUUCAACCUGUAGCCUUUUUUUCUUGCAUGUCACUACCCACUCUCAACUUGUUACCUGCUCUGUCCACUGUCCUUUCAUCCGAGAAUAAAGGAAUAUUUACAAGUUAUUACUAUGAAAAAUAAAAACAAGAAAUGGCUGCCACCACUCACAGUUAAUGCCAUCAAAUCCUGAAUAUAUGGAAGUCAUAACAGUGUAUCAUGAGAGUAUUUCAAUUGUCACUUCCUGCGAAAAUUACCAUGACCCCUUCUGGCUGAAAGCAGUCCAUCAAUAAUUAAUAACAGUAUGUGGGAAUCCUUGGAUUUUUAAUAAUUCAAUAUCAUGGAAUAAGAAAAACAUAAUUUUCUUUGGCUGAUUCAGAAUCAGACUACAAAUCUAAAGGCUUACAAGGCAAACAUAUAAAUCUUUACUUUUUAGAUCAGCAAUCUGCAACACUGGAAGAGACAAAUAAUCAAUUUCAAAGGGUUUCCAUGAGUGUCUUCUUUAUCUUUUGGGCCUAUGCUUUGCUAAGCUAAGCUGAAGAUGGCCUGGCUACAUAUUUUCUACGGAGCCCCAAAAGUCUCUGGGGUUGAUAAUUGUUUUCUUGUGUGCACAAGUUACUAACCUUUGUGGAUGCAGCAGAGGUGAUGUUUUUUGCUUUAUCUACAUGGUAUGCCAGAGGAGACUUUUGAGUGUUAUAUCCUGAUGGCACGGUGUUGCUGUCAAGUAGUUUUUUAGUUAGACCUCACUAAAGUGGAUGGUAAUGGUGCUUCUUUCAGCCUGUACCCACCUUCACAUUUCCUUACUACAGUAUGGUUUUGUUUUUUUUGGAAUUCGCAUUGAAAAUGGACAUUUGCCAUUUUGUGCAACACACUCUUUUGAAGGAAGCUCACUGGAAAAUGUUGACUUCCUUUUUGGCCUUUUUGGCAUGACAGCCAGCCUACUUGAUGUUAUGCAGCAAGUCCUGUCAUUAUAAUAACCUGGACUGGGCUAGCCAAUCAACAGCCUUCAGGCAUUAAGAAUUACAAUAUAAAAGUCAUCGGUCUCGUCACUAAUGGUCUUGUUUGCUGUGGGGUAUCAUGAAAAGGCAUCAGGAUAAAUUUCAGUCAAUUUCAUAAAGGUCAAAAAACUCCCCACAGGAACUUUAAAAGCAAAACUGGAUGAUAACAUCAAAUAAUAACUUGUGUGCACAAGAUAAUAAUUCUCUCCCUCACAGGUGUUCAGGGGUUCCACAAACAGACAUCUUAUUACUCUUUGGCAAAUGGGAAUUCAAUUAGAUCCCCACCAAGUUUAAAUAAAGUCUUUUUCAGACCAAUAAAAGAGUGCACACACUCGCCUCAGCAGAGACAGUUUUCCUGUAAACACCCAUAACAAACAAUUACACCAUUUUGCUGUUUGUCUCUUUGGGUCCAGGGUUAAAUUGAACAUGAAUGUGAUCAUAUGAUGUACGUAUGCCUUCAGUGUGAGCGGACUCUACUGAAUAGGUUAAUGUAAGUUUAUUGAGCACACCACUUGUAUUAUUAUUAUUGCAUUUAAGUAAAUUUUAGGUGCAGAAUGUUCUUUAAAUGCAAAUAUCUGAAGCAAUAAAUAAUGCUCACAUUAUGAAUGACUUCUGUUCUUUUAUUUUGUCUUUUUAUGCAGCAGCUCUGAUCCUUAAGUCUUUUUCUAUGUAUGAUUCAUUUUAGCUCUGUUCCUCUCUCUUUAGACACACAGUGAUCUCUCUCUCUCUUUUCUUUUGGUUAAAGACCUGUGCAGGUGGCUGAUGUGAGGGUCUGAUUCAGACCUGAACUUUUUUCCUGGAUAGUUAUGCAUUCAUGAUUACAAAUAAAGCUUCACUGACUCAA